Podarcis lilfordi (Lilford's wall lizard) is the source of this 46342-nucleotide messenger RNA. The record is from the annotation of a GenBank genome assembly. Lineage: Eukaryota; Metazoa; Chordata; Lepidosauria; Squamata; Lacertidae.
AUGCCCUAUGGCAAGCCACUUUUGGAAAUAAGAAGAGUUUCUGUCAUGCAGUUUGCAAUAUCACAAGAUUCUCCCUUCCUAAGAGUGAAUAUAUACACCUACCAGGCAUGUGUAUGAUUGCUGAUUUAAACAACAUAUUAUAAGGCAUUUCUUUAAAACAGAAAAGAAAAAGAAAGCACUAUUAUUGCGCACAUGCAUUUUUCUCCUCACACUCCUAAUUAAGAACUUUCACAUUUCAGACUGACCAACAGAGCAAUAUUCUGUCUACACAUGAUUUUUUAAUAUGAGAGUCAGAAAAUGUGAGUUGUUGCACCACCUUUUUCCCCUGGCAGGGCUCUUCGCUUUAAACAGCCACAUAACAGGCAGACAGGGAAAAGCUUCAACUGUGGAAUUCCCGAAUGUCAUGAAGUUGUUUAAUACAAAACCCAUGGCAGGCGGGAGGAGGGGCUGCCAACCCUGUAUGUGCGUAGUAGAUGUUUGGAUACUAGGGGUUUUAUGGUCCGCAUUAAUAUACUCCGGUAUACCAGGAGAAAAAUGCAUGUGCACAAAAAUACUAUUUCUUUUUCUUUUUUCAGUCGAGAAGUACAUGGGAUGACCUUGGGCAGAUAAGUCUCUCUCAGCCUAACCUAUACUGUUUGCUGUGAGACAAAAAACCCACUGCUCUAAACCUCCUCGGAAGACGAGUUUGAUGUUAAUUUAUAGUAAUGGAGCACAUUUCUGCCACAAAUGUUUUCCAAUCCAGCUAGACAAUCAAUGGGCACUUCCAGAUGGUGGCUUAUAAUGGUUAACAGGUCAUUGAGAUAUUGCAAAUGGGUUAAGUUUUCUAACACUGGAUUUUCCCAAGAAAGUGUAAAUCUGGAUUAAACUGGAAGGGGGGAAUACAGGCUGGCAUACUGAUGAAAAUUAUGUUGUGUGGACAGGUCAAAAACUUCAAUGUGUGAGGAACACUGGUCACAUGAUAAAUAACCACCUAGAAGCACCCUAACGCUCUUAGCCAUGCAGACAGGGAGGCAAAGUCUCUUUUGAUAAUGUUUGGGGAAUGAAGAGAUAAGCCCUUCCUUCCCAUGUGCUGCUUUCCCGGUAAGAAACAGACACUCCUGCACUUAUAAUUAUUUAAGGGAAAGCAGAUACAUAGCUGCAUCCUACACAAGGAAGCAAACGUCUAGUUUAACCCUAAUUGUAGACUUUCAUUGGUUGCAUCCCAGUCUUCUGGAAUCAGCUCUGGCCAAACCUUUGCUUCAGAAUCUUUCCACUGAUAUUGCAAGGCUUUGAAUCCAGCUGUAAAACACAAUUCUGUCAGUACUGGCAUGAAGAAAGAAGAAGAAGAAAAUAAAUUAAAUGCUUCUUCCAGUGACACAAGUCUCAUGAAGAAUUAACUAGGAUAAGCACUUAUUCUAUCUGGUGCACUGACAAUCUGAACAAUGCAGACAAAAAUAAUAAUUAAAACAUAGCUUCAUGCUGAGAUGAAACUUUCAAGAGUCUCAACUGUGUUGAGCUUAUGAUUUUUCUGUUUUUGUAUUUGUGAGCAUAAUUAUGUCCCCGAGGCAGCAGGAGCUAGUGCUUGUCAUCUCCCAUUUCCCCCUCCAAAGGAAGAUUAAUUUCUUUACAUAGGAAUUCAAAAGUUGACGCCAGAGCAAUAAUAAUAAAUGUAAACAAAACCUUUUAUUUUUUUAUAUUCUAAAACGCAUAAUUUAAUGGCACAGUCACAUAAAUAAUGAAAACACUACAUAUACUUUAGCCAAUUAAGGGUAAAGCUGAAAGGUAACAUUUAAUGAAGUAUUGACUCGCUAUGUCAACAAAAUGAUGGCAGACAUCUGUAUGGAUGAUAGCAUUUAGCAAAAUGCUAUAAAAUCAAUAGAGAGAAAGCAGGGAGUGGGCAGGAGCAGACUUGAUGGCUCAGAGUCCGGGUAAUGGAAUAUGGAGCCUUUUGUCCUUCCCUCACCAAUGGAGAGAGGCCGAGGUGGCUGAACAGGACAACUUUGCAAUGGCUGUUUGGAAGCCUACAUGGAAUGAGCUUCCUUUCAUAAUAGACAGGUGUUUGCAUCACAAAGUUGACUCAUGCUUCUUCAAAUUAUCCAGAAUCAGUAAAGCUAUAAACCUUUUCACACAGGCGUUAAGGUCCAGCAGAUACUCACGAAGAUGUAAGGAAUGGAAUCACAGCAGUAGGUGCAAUUUCAACGUCAACAGAACCUACACAUGUACCACUGUACAGCAUGCAAGGCUUUCUCCAAGAAAGCAGAAGCCCUAGAUUUCUCCCCCGACCUUGAAAUAAACUUAUGUAGGUCAACGUAUAUCCUCAACAUGACUAAUCAAAGUCAAUGCAUUUAAAAAAAACCUCACAAAAAAAAAACUUGUGGUGAACUCUACCUUGUCACCAAACAUGGAAAAAUCACACUCUUGCACCUAGAAGAAUUAGCAUCACCAGUGGCCAGUAUUCACAUAUAGAUUACAAUGCUCAUUCAUUUAAAAGUUUACACUGAGGUUACAAGGAGCUCAGAGCUUUUGCCAUCCAGUGGGUGACAGGCUGGUUAAAGGAUGUUACGCGGUAGCUAAUUUGUCAAAUGAUCUUGAGUAUUGAAGCCAAAGGCUCAUCCACACACUUCCACUUUCUUGCUGCUUUCCCCUGGGAAAACCUGCUCUUUACCACUGAAUCGGAGCAAACAUCAGUCAGUCGGGUUUUCCAUGGACUGAUGUUUGCUCUGAUUCAGCUGCAAAUAGGAGGUUUUCCUGGAGAAGCAAGCAGAAAACCUCUCGGACCCAUGCUUUCUAGGCAUCAGGCAAGAGAAGUGUGAAUGAGCCCCAAAAAUCUAGGCAGCAUCUUAAAAAGCAGAGACAUCACCUUGCCAACAAAGGUCCGUAUAGUUAAAGCUAUGGUUUUCACAGUAGUGAUGUAUGGAAGUGAGAGCUGGUCCAUAAAGAAGGCUGAUCGCCAAAUAAUUGAUGCUUUUGAAUUAUGGUGCUGGAGGAGACUCUUGAGAGUCCUGUGGACUGCAAGAAGAUCAAACCUAUCCAUUCUGAAGGAAAUCAGCCCUGAGUGCUCACUGGAAGGACAGAUCCUGAAGCCGAGGAUCCAAUACUUUGGCCAUCUCAUGAGAAGAGAAGAUUCCCUGGAAAAGACCCUGAUGUUGGGAAAGAUUGAGGGCACAAGGAGAAGGGGACGACAGAGGACGAGAUGGUUGGACAGUGUUCUCGAAGCUACCAGCAUGAGUUUGACCAAACUGUGGGAGGCAGUGGAAGACAGGAGUGCCUGGCGUGCUCUGGUCCAUGGGGUCACAAAGAGUCAGACAUGACUAAACGACUAAACAACAACAACAGGAAUAAUCUUGUAUGGUGUUAAAAAAGAAAAAUUUUGUUUCAUGUAUGCAUACUAAUCAGCCAUUGGAGAGUGCCUGUCUCCUAGUAAUCACAAGUGAGCCCUCCAACAGAAUGUGCGUUGCAUCCUCCCUUCUAAAAGGAUCGUUCCUGUUCAGGGUUCCGCCUAUUUCCUACAAACACAGUCAUUCUCUUCCAUUUUCCUUUCCCAAUUAUCACUCAUUUUUUGUUUUCGUCUUCCCCCUCCAUCCCUUUUGCAUUGUGUUUAUCAAGUCUGCAAACCUGUGGGUAGCGACUGUGUUGCUUUUCAUCUCUCAACAGUACAAAGAAAAUUUUAGGUAUACUCUAUAUAAUAAUUCUGAUGAUGCAGCCAUCAUUAUAUAGACAGCUGUGUGUGGAGAUAUUGCACAAAAACAUACCAUUUGUAUCUCCACACAAAGAUGCACUGCACACACAUCUGUAUCAGCAAGGACCAGACCACCCACUGCUCAUCGACAUCUUUAUCAGCAAGGACCAGACCACCCAGUGUCAGGGCUGGAGAACAAUUUUUGCACCAAGGCAUUUACUCCCAUAGGAAUGAGCGGUAAAUAUUCACUGAUAUAUGAGGGGAAAUACAUGGGGCACUUUGGCAAGGCUUCUGCAUGGUGGCUGUGGUCAUCUGGUGAGGUUCUCCUGAUGGUGCCACAAGCUCCUGCAAUUCAGCUUGUGGCUGCCCAGAGCAGGGUCUUUAGUGUAGUGGCACCUGGUACCUGGAACAUACUUCCUCUGGAAUACCAUAUCCAAUAUACAAUAAUUAAAACUAUACAUUUAAAAAUAAUAAUAAAAAUUAUUAAGUGGUUUUAUUAAUUACAUGUUUAUGAUAUUACAUUGUUUCUAAAUUACUAUGUGCUGUGCAAUAUUUAUUUUCGUACCAUAUUGACAUCUUUUAUAUUAAGUAGUUGAUACAUUUUUUUAAAUAAACAGAACAAAAGCUCCCCCCACCCCAGGACUGUAGUGAUCAUAAGAACUCCAAAACACUGCUGGACAACACUUUAUAACGUUGAUAAUUAUAACUUCCAAGGGUUAACGAAGGCUUAGCCCUGAUUCUGGGCCAGGCUGUUUUCUACACCCGCCAACCUGUUCUUCCCCCCAAAUUACUUUUUGCCGACUUCAGUUUUCGAAAAGUGAUUUCUGGCAGAUAUAAUAGAAAUUCUUCAAAAUGUAAAACAGAAGUGAAAUCUUACUAGAUAUUUAUGGGACAUGACCCAAGCUGAUCUACGUGAACGCCCCCCCCCCCCGAAGACUGAGCCCUGGGCGACUGCCCAACGAUAGCACCGGCCCUGCCCGGGACCCUCUUCUGGCGCCGGCGAAGUGCCUCUGAGCAUGUGCUGAGGGCCGUUUUUCUUACAACGCUGCCCACAUAUUUGGGGAAGGUGUCUCCAUGUCUUUGGACAAGAAAUCAAGUUCUUUUGGGAGGCCGAGGGGGUGCUUAGAAGAAAACGGUUCGCAGUAGAGAUGGAGUUGCAUGUUUUAUUUCUGUCCUCAACCUGCCCCGUUUCAGAGCAAAAGUCUGCCGCCUCCUCCAUCGGGCUGGGUUGACACGAACGGGAGGGAGAGGCGGACCCGUCCCCGCCCGAACAAGGAGGGGGGGGCUCCCUCGGACACGGAGAACCCGCCCGCCAUUAGAGGAGGAGGAGGCGGAGCCGACACGUUCAGUGAAGGUAUCGAGGCGCUGGCCGGUGUUUGGCGGGAUCCGCGCGGGGUGGGGGGUGGGGAGGAGGGGACAGAACGGAGGGAGACUUGACGGCCGCGGCGCAGCCGGCCCCUCCCACACUCGAGCGCACGCGCCUGGCCAGCCCCCAGCUAACGGCCGACCUAGCAGGAAUUCGCGCGCCCGCCCGCCCGCCAGGCUGGCGAAGGCCGGGGCUUGCUCAAGGGACGUUUUGCCCAGCUCGAAUUCCUUGCCUCCCAUUGGCCACCGCGGAAGGGCUCGGCUUCGCCAUUGGCUAGGCCCUGCUGCCAAUCUUGGUUUGUUUCGAAGUCCACGCGUCCUUUUGUCUUCGGAGGGGAGGGCGUUGAAAUGCGCCGCGGUGGCCAUAUUGCUUUAGGGUGGUGAAGUAGCCCGGGGGUGUGGGGGAGGUUAGAGUGGAGAGGAAGAAAUCUCAGCUGAGGAGGAAGAGCGACUAGCUGUAAGCCAGGGAAACAAAAAGGGGAAAGAUGAGGGGAUGUGUGUUGUUAACCUUGCUCUUCAGCAUCAUUUGUUAGGGUGCGCUUGUCGUCCCCCCACCCCCAUUUAAAGUCGUUACAGGUCCAGUUAGCUGCUUCUUGGACACCUAGUGCCGGUCUCUUUUGUGAGAUCCCGUGGCCCAUCAUCGACCUGCUUAAAUCAUCCCUGCUUAGUUGCAGGCUUGCCUUUGACGCCAAGAUUGUGGAGAGGGGAGGAAACGGGGAUUGUAUUUGGAGUGGAGGCUCUGGAUCAUAGCUGUCAACGUUUUCCCUUUUUUAAGGGAAAUUCCCUUAUUCCAAAUAGGAUUCCUCGCAAGAAAAGGGAAAAGUUGACAUCUAUGCUCUGGAUGACAGGGACGUGGGUGGCGCUGUGGGUUAAACCACAGAGCCUAGGACUUGCCGAUCAGAAGGUCGGCGGUUCGAAUCCCCGCGACGGGGUGAGCUCCUGUUGCUCGGUCCCUCCUCCUGCCAACCUAGCAGUUCGAAAGCACGUCAAAGUGCAAGUAGAUAAAUAGGUACUGCUCCGGCAGGAAGGCAAACGGCGUUUCUGUGUGCUGCUCUGGUUCGCCAGAAGCAACGUAGUCAUGCUGGCCACAUGAUCCGGAAGCUGUCUGUGGACAAACGCUGGCUCCCUCAGCCUGUAGAGCGAGAUGAGCGCGCAACCCCAGAGUCGGUCACGACUGGACCUAAUGGUCAGGGGUCCCUUUACCUUUAUGGAUGAUGAUGGCUCACUCCCACCUGACCUAGAACCAGUGCUUUCCCCCCCUAAAAAAAUGUUUAGGGGUACUCUCAUUUUCCUACUCAUACUGAAAUACUGCCCCUCAAUGAGUCCAAACUCAGAUUCACAAAAUGUUUAUGCGGAUCCCAUGAGUCCCCCCAGAAAAAAAGCACUGCCUAGAACCAGUUGGAUCUCCCAGCCAUGCUCAUGUCACUCUGACAAUGCAAUCGACCUUCUGUAGACCUGCCAAGUCUUUUGGCGUAGUUAGUGCUCAUGUACCUCUCACAAUUUGAGGGAAUGCUAAAAAACCAAUACAGCUGAGCUGGAAUGGGCUAAUCUCUUCUGAUUUGCCGCAGGGAUGCACAGAGGUUCCACAUACCUGCAGAAGAUGCACAUUGUCCACCCCACCUGAUGGAUCCCUGGAACCUAAGGGUGCUUUGCAUUUAUGUCCUCCUAAAAACUGUGGUUGGUGGUGUAUUAAAAAAAAAAGGCCAAGCUCCUCUCGGUGAAUGACACUGACUAACCUUGUUUGAUUGUGUGUGUUUGGCAGCUUUUUCUCACUGCAAGGAAAUUAUUAGAUUUCCUGAGGCUAAAAGGCUUCUUUCAGCCACAAGAUUGUCAUAGACCAGACUGGUCAAAUAUCAGUGGUGAACCACAAGAAAUAAACUAUAUUCUAGUGACUAGUGUGCAGUAUCAUAUUCCAUACAAGGUGCCACAUUUAUUUAUUUUUUCUACCUAUCAACACGAUGCCUCACAAAGUGGCACAUUCACACUUCUCACCCACAACACUCAGUCCUCUGCCAUCUCCGUUGUGUAGGUACACAGCAAGCUGCUUUCCUACCAAGUCAGACCACUGAUCCAUGUAGCUCAGUAUUGCCAACACUGACUGGCAGUGACUGCAGGAUUGUUGUUUUUAAGGCAGGAGUCCUUUCCAGCCAUACCUGGAGAUGCCAUGAGUUGAAUAUGGAACUCUUUGCAUGCAAAACAUGUGUUCUACCACUGAGCCUUGCCCUGUGGCCUUUCUUCCUCAUCCACUGGUACUGGCCGGUGCUGCUGCUGUCAGUCUGCAUGGUGUUGGCUUGGCUCCACACUCCUUUAGUUGGGUGGUAGCCCUUGAUGUUGCUCCUGGGCCAAGCUGGUGGUUAGGUUGGUGGGCUGGGCAAUGCAUGGCUAAGGAUGGAGCAAUGUGCAAGUUUGCUGCUAGAAGCAAAGUUCUAAUGUGUGAUAAGUAGUGCCACACCCAUUCCUUUCCUAAGACAUUUGUCCGUGCACCUGGAAAUGAAUUUUUCAUUGGAUUAAAGUUAAAGUUUAAUAUUGUGCUGGUAGCUGGUCUGGCCAUAAGAAAAGCAUGCAAACUUGUUUUUUUUUUUUUUAAAAAGCCAGCCUGCUAGUAGUCCUAGAAGAUGCUGCUCCCACUCUGUGCAAAUUGUGAACGUUCAGCUGGAAGUCAAUGAAAAUAAGAAUUUAAAACCAAAGUAGAAUAAGAAGGCUUAACUUUAUUACUCAGGAUUAACACAUGCAAAGAUAAAAAAAGAUUGUGUAGUGUGAUCCUAAGUAGGUUUAUGUUCCAUUGAUUUCAGUGAAACUAACUGAAUCAAACAAUCCUUAGUAUACUGUAAAUAAGACUGCAGGCAGCUGUAGUGGGUUGUUGUUUUUUUAAAACAGAAUGAAAUCAAAUAUUAAUAUGCCUAAGCUGGUUUUGUUAACGUUACUUAAAACAUAGGUCAUAGGAAACUGCCUUAUACUGAGUCUCUCCAUUGGUUCAUCUAGUUGAGUGUUUUCUACACUGAUUGGCUGUGGUUCUCCAAGAUAUCAGAUGGGACAUUCCCAGCCUUAACUGGAGAUGCCAGGGAUUGAACAUGGGACUUUAUGCAUGCAAAGUAGAUGCUCUACUGCUGAACUAUAGCUUUACCCUGGGUUAAGGGCUGAGCAUCAUAGUGGCAAUGAAUUUCUAGGUUAAGGCAGCAAUUUCUAAGAGGAGCCUUUCUCCACUUCUUUUCAGGUAUGGGCAUAAGCAUACCACUCUGCAUCCACCCCCAUUUGUUUGUUUUAAGAAAUACCUAGUUUGACCACACAAAGCAUUUAGUUCUGCAGUAUUAUUAUUGGCCAAGUUUAUUUGCUCUUGUGCUCAUUCUGUAUGAUCUGCCUACGUGGAACUCUCUGAGAUUAACAUUGCACAGAAAACUCAGGUCAGUAUCUUCAAAUAUAAAAACAGUUAAAAAUGAAGAGUAAGGCAAUGGUGCAGAUACAGUAUACAGUCCAUCUCUUGUUCAGUGGCAAAAUAUAAUCUUUUUAUUUUGAGAUUUUUUACUUUGACAUACUAAUGAGAACAUGCAGUACUAAAAGCACUUUGAGUGAAUUUUUAGGGGUGGAUAUUUUUCAGAAUCUGUGAAUGAAUGCCCAUUCAAAUUGAAAAUACUAUAAGAGUAUCAAGCUGUACUGUUUUGAAAUGCUUUUGUAGCUGUGGAGGUAAAAUAUGUUGUGUUAGCUGGAUUCCAUGUAGUGCUGUAGAGAAUGUCAUUGGAACUGAUAACCAUAGAUUAUGAUAUAUUUGUGUCUAUUCAUUUCUGGGUUGUAUGAUGGAAAUGCCCCAGGAGUCCGAUCGUGGAUUCAGUUACCAAACAUUUAGUUUAGUGUUUUGGCUGUUCCUUGCUUCUCUUUACAAAGCCGAUGAUCUUGGCAAAUUGUAAAUAGAAACCUGAGCUGAAGCAAUUUUUCAGCACAUUAGCAGCAAAUUUAGUGCUUAUGAAGAUGUGAUAGUGAAAGCAUUAGCUUUGACAAGGAAGAGGGAUGGUAUGAAGUUUAGAAGUUCUGCAUGAACCUUUGAUAUUUCAUUUUAGCUCCACGUGGUAACAUUUGCCAUUUUGUUCCUGGAUGUCCCAAGGAAAAUAUGCCAAGCUGUAUGUGAGGUGGACCGGGAGGAGGCAAUCAUUAACUUUUACUGUUCUAGCUGCAUCAGGAUUUGAAUACCUGCUUGUGCAAUUUGUAGUACAGUAGACAGUUUCAACAGGGAUCUUGGGUAUGGUGAUUGGUAUAGGUGUUUGUCUGAGUCCAGAUUUUAUAAACAAUGAAUGAGACAAUAACAUUCAUUGAACCAACUAGCCCUUAAAAUAACGUUAGUGAGCUCUUUGGUGUUCAGAAGUAAAAGAAGCCACAUCUCUAUUCCUCACCUUGCUGUCUAGAAUUAUCUAGAGGAAUAGGAAGAAGAAACAUUGAUACAAAUCAGGCCUUGCUUGAAGGAAAGCAUUCUGUGAGGUCCCAGAAAAAAAGAGUGCAAACAUCUAAUAAAUGCAAAGCAUUUCUUCAGUAUCAUCUUGCCUCACUGGGGUCUUGCAGGAUAAACAGAGAAGACAAAACAAAACAAAUUACACCCUAGAACGACAACAUAGAAUUGUCUCUGAUCUAAAUGUUGUCAUUCAGGACCAAACAACGCACUACACAUGUAAUGGUAUGGGGGGGGGGGGCUUUUGGCCUAGAAGUUGCUUUGAGAUGUGUGUCAACCUAAGAAGAGUCUUAUUGAAUCAGCCAAAGGCCUAUCUAGCCUAGCUUCCUAUUUCCUACAGUAGAAAACCAGAUACCUAUGGAAAACCCACAGGCAGGACAUGAGCACAGUAGUGAUUAUAAGCAGGGAAGUGAGGGCCUGUACUUAAUUAUUUCCGCACCCAAUAGUGCCUUACUAAACAGCUCCCACCUACCAAACUGGUAUUCCCAGCAGGUGUUUGAAAACUUCAAGAAUGGAGGGCUUUUGGGGUGGGGAAAGGGUUAAUCACGUCCUGUUUUUCAGUCUCCAGUGCUUCCCUAAUGAAAUGGCUUUUACAGCAAAAUAAGAGCAAUAGCUAUUAGGCGAUCACACACGUUUUCAGGCAGCAUGUAGUUUGGCUGUCAUACAUAAAAUUAAAAUGCUGUGUUUCUGCAUCACUCUGGAGUGCAAACCAGUUUGUCUAUAGUUAGGUUUGGCAGAUCACAGUUUUAGUAACAAAACACUCUUGAGCUGUUGUGCCUGGAGUAAAGGAUGUGUGUUGUUUUCUAUAGGAUUGUGAUGUUUUGGAAUAAGAGAUAAUCCUCCAGAAUAAGGCACAUCUGGCAGCCCAGUCUGUCGUCUGCAGCAAAUCUAUCAGCCUUGACUUGGAGAGCUGCCAUGAGACUGUUGUGAACUGAAAAAGCAUUCUGUGUACAGCUGUAUUGGCACACCUGAGCUUCAUCACCCUCCCCUUAACAUCAGAAUGAUUUUCCCCAAACACAGCAGUGCGCAGGCUUCCACUAAUUGACUCACAAGUGGCAAGUGCCUUUUCUUGUGACUCCCCCAACACCCACACCUGGUGCAAAGAUGCCCUCUACUAAGUUCUCCACGAUGCGUUCUGAAGUUGAUGGAAGGAGUUCUUUCUGGCAUCUGCAAGAGCCCAACGAUAUAAGUACCCCCGCUCUAAUUCCCUCUGAAUUCUAAUCAGUUUAUAGAACAGUCAGGAAUGGGUUGAUGUCAGUUUCAGACUCCUGUAUUGAUUAGGAAGGAAAAAGUAUUAUAAAUUUCACAGGUUCCAAAUAGCUAAGUGGAUUACUGUUUGGGAUUUCCCCCUCUACGUCUUUUUUUAAUACACAUGUAUCUUGGUUUACGAUUAAGUUGUCCUGGUCAAAGAGUGCAUUUUUUUGUUUUUAAGCAGAGAUUGUAUGGCCAUCUGUCAUGUAUGAUCUAGUUGAGAUUCCUGCAUUGCUGGUAGUUUGACUAGAUGACCCUUGUGGUCCCUUCCAACUCUACAAUUCUAAGAUUCUUUGUUUCACUUUACUGUACCAGAAAAGACAUGAGAGCAUGGGAACACUAGGAACAGGUUUACUUACAUGCAAUAAAAUCACACAGCAUUCCUUGAAGGGUAUUAGCUUAUUAGAUCAAGUGUUGGCGGCAUAAGAUCAGUGCGUCCAACAGUGUCCCCACCUGAGCAUCCAUGAUGGGGCUCCACAUCUGUAGAAUACUACUCAUCCGUCAUGGAUGCUUUAGCUGUGAUUCCUGCAUUGCUGGGGGUUGGGCAAGCCGACCCUCGGGGUCCCUUCCAACUCUACGAUUCUUUGAUUCUACACACGGUCCCAUUAAUUCAUGCCUUCAAAUGGGCUUGGGGACUUAGGCAGAUAAUGGUGCUAUGCCUUUUUAAAGUGUUUUAUAGUUUAAACUAUUUUCCUGUUAUGCUGGUCUGCUAUUGGUGUUGAUAAUUUUAUUGUGGGAUUUCAGUGUUGUACAGUGUUUUGAUUCUGAUAUAGGAAGCUGCCUUGAGAAGGAAACAAGCUCAUCUUGUAGGGUGGCCAUUUGGGUACACAAGUGUGAAAACUGUUCUGGUGCAAAAGCCUCAAGAGGUCAGAUGAGGCCUUCUUCUGAUUUAAAUGGCAAUCCAUUAUAGUGCUCUGCUGUGCUCAUGGCAACGCCUACUAAACCACUCAUCUUCAGUUUAGGGAACAGGAUGUCUUAUGAAACCUUGGGGAAAGUUUUAUUGAAGUUAACUUCUCAAUCCGUAAGGAAAUCCCUUAUCUGUCAAACACAAGUGGAAAUGGAUAACCACUUACCAUGUGAUUGGUGCUUAAAACAUGCCACAUGCUGUUUUUAGAAAGCUGCAUGGGGGAAGGACUAACAUGGGGGGCAGUCAGGAAGUCGGGCUUGUAUAUCUCAUGAAGCUGUCGCCAUAACUCAAGCAUCGUCUUGCCUAUAGUCUAAAGUGGCCAAGUCUCCUGUCCUCGAUGUCUUCUACCUCCUUCUGCAUAUGUAGACCAUGCGCAGGGCAGGUGCAAAGUCACCAUGACUGACAAGGAAAGGGCUGUAGCUCAUUGGCAGAGCAUCUGCUUUGCAUACAGAAGGUUCUGGGUUCAAUGCUCAUUUCCAGGUAGGGCUGGGAAUGCCUCUUGUCUGAAAUCCUAGACUACUGAGCCAAUGCUCAUUAAUUCAGUAGGAAGCAGCUUCCUAUUUCUCUCCAUGUAGUUAGAACUGUAACGGGAGGCUUUUAAAAAUAACAACUACCUGGUAGUAUGAUGCCUUUGACUACCAAUGGUGGUCAAAGGAUGAACUGGAUUGUUUUGGGCAGCUUUUUAAAAAUAAUAAUAAUAAUAAUAAUAAUAAUGCAAAGUUUUGUUAACAUUCCACAGCAUUGGUUAACAAACCAUAAAUUUCAACACAGCCCACCUAUCUUCCUCUUUUGACUCAUCCCCUGAUGUUAAGCAAAACAAAAAGCGAAAAAGAAAUGAAACCAAGAGAAGGAACACUGAAUAUUGUGUGUGUGAUGAUAUAAUUUUAAAGCUGUGUUUGUUUAAUUCAUAUGUAAUUUUCCAAUGUGGAAUGAAUGCCAUGUGAAGAAAAAGACAAAGGGAUUGUGUGUGUGUAUGUGAAGAAAAGUUAUUCCCAGGGUGUAGUAUACAACGAAUCACAACUCAAAAGAGCUACAAAAAGUUAUCUUCUCUCCAUUAAAUAACUUGAAUGAUUACACACUUUCUUUUUGAUGUUUUAAACAUGGUGCGAUGUGUGCACCUUGGCAGCCUUGAUGACCCAUAGACUGGAACCCUGCAAAAAUCAUUAUGAUAACGGAACUGCUUUAGAAGCCUCAGAUGAUUUUGAAAACAUGUGAUCGAUGACCUUUAUUGCUACGGCUUUUAUUUCAGUUAUUUCCCCUCCUGCAUCAAAGGAAAUAAAAUUCAAAGGGGGUUUGUGAGUGUUAAGGAUAAAAGAGGGAAUUAAACCGUUUCCAUAUCAUGUUUGCUGCUGAUCUCCUUAAUCACUAGGGCAGAAGAAAUAAUUACCUCUAGUAGCUUUUAUUUAUUUAUUUUAUAUACAUGGAAGUGUGCUGUAUUUUUAUAUUGCCUAACAGUGGCAGAUUCCUGAACUCUGCCAGUUUAACUUUUAAUAAUACUCAACAUGGCACAGUUCUGUAUUUGUGCUCAGGCUGUUUACAUAAUAUGAUCAUCCUGCUGGAUCUUCUGUCGCCUGGUAUUUUUUUCCACCAAAGCUGGCUGCAUGUACUCCAUCCUGUAAAACCCCGAGGGGAGCAGAACGUGCAGAAGAGCUGAUAUCCCUCCUACCCCCACAAUACAAAUUUAAGUUGCAGUAAGAGAACAUGCAGUCCUUGGGUUGUCCCAAGGUUAAGAGUUCCUACAGCAUAGCGAUCUUCGAAACUAUUUUGCUUAACAUGCAGCCUCGCCCGGCAGAAGGAGGAAAACGGCAUUGCUAACAAGUGGUGAAUAAUCGUUGCCUUUGUGACUGCUUGUAAGUUUCCCAUUUGGUUGGCCAAGGUGGGAAGCAGGAUGCCCGACGAGGUGGACCUUUACUUUGAUCUAGCAAGACCCUUCCUACAUUGUUAUGAAAGCCAAAGGAACUUCAGGGUGUCCACAGAGCCCGUCACUGUGAUCCUAAACAAUUGCAGUGACAUGUCUGGCAGCAAUGCUGCGAGGCAUGUUGUUCACAGAUUUAUACUGAUGAAGCCUAAAGGUACAUUUGCGUACGCCUCCUGUAAGUCAAUGCAAAACAGCAAAAAGAAAAAAGGAAAAAAGAUCAAUAUGUUUAUAUUAGCAAAUAUACUUGUCACCCAUCCUAGUAACCCUUGCAGUUCUUUGCUCCAACACAGGAAUUUGGGAGUGGGUUGUUUAAUGCCGAACAGUUGGGUAGACUGCUGUUUGCACAUUUUUCUUACUUUUUUUGUACAGACAACAAUUGGAAAACUAACUUUUUUUGUGAGGAGGGGGAUUAAAAUGGAAUCGUCAUAGAAGGAGCUUUUAAUAUUACCGAAGCCCCUCACAGCUGUCAUUGCAAUCCAGAAUGCAAGUGUGGUAGAUGAAAUAACCCACAGUGAGCACAUAUGCAUGCAUAGCAAGUCUUUGGAUCAAGCCCUUCCUAUUUCAAUGUAGCAGAUGUUGAAAACUCUAAUAUUGCUUUGCAAAGAGGAAACGACAGCUAAAUAACAUUUAUGAAUGCAUCAACCAUGCUUUUCCUGUUAAUGGAAAAAGCAUAAUGUUUGUGUUGUUGGCGUGCAAGCUGUGUGUGUAUAUGUGAUUGAUAUAUAAUUACACACAAAACACGCACACACACAUUCUCCCUAUUUAUAACAUUGUGGAUGUUACCAAGAAAAAAAAACGUUGCUAAAAUAUUGUUUCUUCAUUUUAGGCACAUUGUUUCCAAUUUUUUUAUCGAUGCACUAGAACCUUAUUAAUUAAACUGUCUGGAAAAGGUUAGCUUUAUUUACACUCAGGAUUAUUUGGGAAUGCACAGCAUCCUGCAUAUGCUGUGCCUACUUCUCAUAGCUAGUUGUUUGUAUAUGACUGUUUCCCCUCCUCCACAAAAAAGCAAUGCUCAGGAUGGUAGUCUGCUGUGAGGCUUAUCGCUGAUUUCCACAUCAUUGAAAAAUGGGGAUUAUCUCUGAUUCCCACAGCCUAAAUGGCAUUCACACAGCAUUCACAUAAUACUCCACGGCUACUGUCUAUCUUUUAUAUGGAGUCGAGGAAGAUGUCUUACACCAGGUCAGACUCUUUGUCCAUCGUGACCUAUAUAUAGCUUACUUGGAUUGGCAGUGGCUCUCCAGGGUCUUGGGCAAACAAGGUCUUUCUCAUCAUCGGCCAUUUGUUCCUUAAAAAAAGAAAACCAGAGACACUAAGAAUUGAACUUGGUACCUUCUGUGCCCAUGCUCUGUAUCUAAGACGUGGUAGUUUCCCAGCAAUAUGUUCAAAGUGCAACAUGAUAUGCCUCACAUUUGCCAUUGUUGAGCUCCCACAGGCAGUCUUUUACCUCUCUUUUACCUCGGAUACUGCACAUGGACCACCAAACCCAACACUUUCCCUUGACAAUGAAGUAAGAGCAUAAUAGUUUUGUCAUGUGGUGUCAGGCUAAGACCCAUCUAGUCCAGCACUUGUUUGUUUUGAAGAGUGUCUUUCCAGAUGUUUCUGGGGGUUCCACAACCAGGACAUGAUAAUGUUUUCCAACCCCUGCUGCCGCUGCUAUUGUUACUCAUUUGUAUUCCGCUCUUCAUCCGAAGAUCACAGGGUGGUUCACAGCAUAAAACUACAAAAUGAGAACACAAAAUACAUGAUAAACCGAAACCCAACCAAAUAACCCCCAUCCCACAAACACAUUUAGAAGGCCAUAGAAUGUUAAUCAGCCAAAGAUCUGGUUAUAGAGAAUCAUGUUUGCCUGGCGCCUAAAGAUAUGUAAUGAAGGCGCCAGGCAAGCGUACCUGGAGAGAGCAUUCCACAAACUGGGAGCCAGCACAGAAAAGGCACAUUCUUGUGUUGCCACCCUCUGCACCUCUCAUGGAGGUGACACACAAAGAAAGGCCUCUGAUGGUUACUGCUGUUCAUUUCUAGCACCUGAUAAUCAACAGGUCACUGCUUCUAAAAAUGGAUGGUACACUUAGUUAAAAUGACCAGUAAUCAUGGUUAGAUUCCCAUAAAUAGGUCUAAUUCUUUUUAAAGUAUGCUAAGCUGUUGGCCACCAUAAUAGCUUGGAAUAAGAAUGAUCUGAGUAUGAAUUUCAUAAAUUAUUUUUUUCUAUGCUGUUCUAGAGGUUAAUUACACAUAGAUGAUAGCCCAACCUUCUUUUGAAAUGAUUGGAAGAAAGAAACUCCAUAGCUCACCAGGCAAUUUAUUCCCUUACUGACCUGCCAUUGUGGUUAACUAAAAUUGAUCUUUCUGCAGAAGAAGGAACAAUGGCUUGUUCUAUUGCAUGGGAUAAGCUAUUGUUCUCCCCUUAUUUCUGCAUUAGCUGCUGGGCCAUAGCCUAAAAACUUGGCUCAUUUGGUUAGCGCGAAUUCUUAAUUCAUUUUCUAUAUAAUGAAGGACUGCCUUCAAGAUUUCAUUAUCUUUAUGAUCAAAAAAAAUUUGGUGUUAAUAUUUAAGUAUCUUCCACUAUUGAGGAACCCAAAUCUAUUAUAAAAGACCUAGUCUAAUUUUCAUGAAAUUUUGUGUGCCAGUAGAUAUUGCUAUGUACACUGGAAGUCCCGUUGGACCUUAUUAUUCUUAUUAAUCAUUUAUAUGGGACCAUAAAUGUGUAAAGCACAGUGCCAUGUAGUUUAUAGCUUUUAUAUUCAUUUUUAUUAUAUUACUCAUUCACUGUGUGUGUGUAUAUAUAUAUAUGAAUGGGAAUGUGUGAUUCCUGAGAUAGUGAGGAACAAGGUGAUAAAUUUCCUCUAAAUGUAAAAAUAAUGGGUACUUCAUGAGUGGCAAGAUCAAAUAUAUUCUCCUAGAGGCUGUGCAUAAAUUAUAUAACUUUUUCUAAAGUGAACCAAACUCUAUUCUUCCAUUUGCAACGCUGGGGAAAAAACAAUCUGCUGUGCAAAAUUAAGGGGUCUCAUCAUUUCUGGACGGACUUGCAUCACUCACACCUGAUUGGACAUUAAGAUUUCACCAAGACUGUCCCAGGCUAUUGAAAUGAGAAUCCCAAUAAGGUCAGAAAUAUAUACUUGAAAAAGUACAUAGGUCAUGAUUCAACGUAUCCAUUUCUAAGCUGGUUAUAGAAUUCACCAUCUGACAUAUAGGUCCUUUAAAAUAACCAAAGGGAUUCGACAGUGAAUUAUGCCCUGCCACAUGUUGAGGAAAGCACUUGGCUUUAAAGGAGUGAGUGAUGUUUCAGAGCAUGAUUCAUGGGGAUCAAGUAAGAGACAGUGCAGUUUUCCUUUUGUACCUGCUUCAGAUUCUGUUGCUACCACCGUAGGCAAAAUGGCGGGCAGGCCUGGGGUGUGGGUCAGCUGUUACCACUGCUGCUAUAGUGUUUAAAUGACUAUGGUCCAGGUACAGUGGUACCUUGGUUCCCAAACGCCUCGAUACUCAAAUGCCUUGGUUCCCAAAUGCCAAAAACCCGGAAGUAAGUGUUCUGGUUUUCAAACAUUUUUCGGAAGCCAAAUGUUCGAUGCAGUUGUUGGUUAUUGUUUCUGGGGCGCCUGCACCAAUCAGAAGCUGUGCCUUGGUUUCUGAACAUUUUGGAAGUCAAACAGACCUCCGGAAGGAAUUAAGUUUGGCGCUUUUGUUUUGCUAUUUGUUUUGCGUUUUUGUUUUUGAGGCUUUUUCAGUUAAUUUGUUUUUGUGACUGUGUGGAAUUCAGUUCAGCUACUGAUUGAUUGAUUGAUUGAUCCAAACAAUGAUUAUCAUCAGUGCAGUUAAGAAAAAGAAUUGAUUUUAAAUUUUAUCAUCUACAAUACUUAUUUAUUUUAUAGUACAGUACAUUGAUUGUUGCUUUCGUUUUAUGGCUCAAUGGUCUCGUUAGAUAGCAAAAUUCAUGUUAAAUUGCUGUUUUAGGGGUUGUUUUUAAAAGUCUGGAACGGAUUAAUCCAUUUUACAUUACUUUCUAUGGGAAAGCAUGCCUUGAUUUUGGAGCGGACUUCCGGAACGGAUUAAGUUUGAGAACCAAGGUACCACUGUACUGGAUUAUAAGGGGAACAGGCUUUCACAACCACGUGACUCAUCUUUUCACAUGUCUUCAUGGUAAGAGUGAUCUCUGCCAGUCAGGGAUCGUGUAAGUGAGAGUGAUAACAGAACACUAUACAACUGGUCAGAUAUAGCCAUGUGACAACAUCACCAAGCCUAUUCAGAGGAUACAGUGGUGCCCCGCAAGACGAAUGCCUCGCAAGACGGAAAACCCGCUAGACGAAAGGGUUUUCCGUUUUGGAGGUGCUUCGCAAAACGAAUUUCCUAUGUGCUUGCUUCGCAAGACGAAAAUGUCUUGCGAGUUCCUGCGGGGUUUUUUUCCUUUCCCCCCCUUUUUCCCAAGCCGCUAAACCGCUUAUCAGCUGAUGGCUAAGCCACUUAUCAGCUGAUCUUUAAGCCGCUUAACAGCUGAUGCUAAGCCGCUUAUCAGCUGAUCUUUAAGCCGCUUAACAGCUGAUGGUUAAGCCGCUUAUCAGCUGAUCUUUAAGCCGCUUAACAGCUGAUGCUAAGCCGCUUAUCAGCUGGUCUUUAAGCCGCUUAACAGCUGAUGCUAAGCCGCUUAUCAGCUGAUCGUUAAGCCGCUUAUCAGCUGAUCUUUAAGCCGGCUAAGCCGCUAAUACUGUAGCGCUAAGCGCUAAACCUCUAAUGGGCUUGCUUCGCAAGACGAAAAAACCCGCAAGACGAAGAGACUCGCGGAACGGAUUCUUUUCGUCUUGCGAGGCACCACUGUAGUUAUGUUUCCUGAACUGACAUUGCCAUCACUCUGAAUGGGCAAGCCUUUUCAUUCCCUAUACAGACCUUCAGGAAGCUUUUCAUACCUGCAUAAAGCAUUCACAAAUAAUGUUCCUAUUACUUUUUGACUCAGGCCUUCCAAAAGCUUCUUCUCAACUCUCCUUUGCUGGAAAAGAAAAAGAAAGAUAAUUAUUGUUUCGGUUUCAAUCACCAUCUUUUUAUUACUCUUUGGUAAUAGUACAGCGGGGAAAGGAUUGAACUCAUUUCUUGUUUACUUAAAAAAACAACCCUCAGUGGUUUGCAUCAUUUUACAGAAACCAUUUUAGUUUAAUGAAAGGCUGACAGUUUUCUUUUCAAAGUAUUUCAUGAGGUGUAAAAAACUGAUACAAUGAAAACCAUUCCUGAGCAGGAUUCAUAAAUAAUGAAUAUAUUUUCUUAUUAAUCCAUAUUUUAGUUUAACUUGGGCUCAUAGCAACUUAGUUCCUCAGGGAAUGCAGGUUUUAGUUUUUGGUGUAGUUUUUUUCUACAAGGGAAGGUGAUGAGCUAUGGUCCCCUGGGAAUUAAAUUGUGAAAACAAUCUCGGUUUCGUACAUGCUAAUAUAGAUCUGUUAUUCCCUUUCCACAUCUAUUGCAAGACAUUUUAAAUUGUGGCUGAUCUUUUAUGCAAAUAGCUGUCUUAUUAGACAUUGUGGCUGUAUGUGCUAAUGUCUCUCUGGGUUUCUUGGGAGUUUGCUAUCUAACCAUCAAAGCAGUCGAAAUGAAUGAUGAUUACUGCACAGCUUUGAAGAACAAAGAAAAGUCACAGCAAUUUUAGAGGUCUUGGUUACUGCAAAAUCAGUGACAGCUUGAACCACACAGACAUCCAGGAGGGUCUCUGUGGCUCAUAUUAACUAGGCCAAACUUUUUUGUUUUGUUUUUUUUUUUAAAGAAGAAAAUAGAUAUUAUUUUUUUGCUUCAUAGUUUACUGGCAGCUGCAAAAAGUGCAGUCUUUUUUCACUGCUGACAUUUUGUUGCAAAUGUUCCAAGGGUAUUGAAUUAGCAAAAGGCAAUUAAAAAACCCUAUUUCUUCAAGCAAAUAAAGUAAGCUGUGAACUGGAUGUUGCACAUAAAAGUUUGUGUAUCAUCAACUUUACUAGCCUUUGUUCCUGUUUUGUGUCAUCUGGAAUAUGGCAGCAUUGCAGAUUUGACGGGGGGGAGGGGAGACAAACACAUAGGUCUCUGUGUGAGGUGAGGUGUAGGAUUGGUGGGUGAGGAGGUUAUCCUUAUUGCAUUCAUUAUAUUACACGGGUCACAUCUACAUUAUGAAUCUGCAUCAGUUUCAUAACACUUAGAACUUCCCAUAAAGAAUCCAGGGAAUUGUAAUGUGGCUGGGAUUCUAGCAGUUCUGUAGCCCCCCUUCCCUGACUGAACCACAUUCCUAGGUUUUCCUGAGAAAAGGGAGAGGGAGAGACUGUUAAACCCGUUUUCAUAGAACCAUAGGGUUGGAUCAUCUCGUCCAACUCCCUGCUAUGCCGGACUCUUUUGCCCAACGUGGGACUCUAACCCACAACCCUGAGAUUAAGAGUCUCUACAGUUCUACCAACUGAACUAUCUUCCAGUAUUCUUUUAAGUCUGUAGUGUGCCUUUGUAGAGAGCUGAUGAUGAAUAGCCACGUAGUCUAUAAAGUUAUUGCGAAGGACUGUGUCGCAUUUGUUGAUGUGAAACGUGUUGGGUUAGAUCAAGAAUGGGGAAUUUCAGGCACCAUGGGGGGAAAUGUCAGCCUCUAAGCCUCUCUGACUGAUCCCCAGGCCAGAUCCUCUCCCCAGCCACACCUACCUGCUGUCUCUCUCACACGUCCUUUAGUGUUUUCCUCUAGGUGUGUCCCUGGACUCUGAUAAUGUCCCUUGCUUCCCUGAUGGAGGACUGUGAGGGGUGUGUAGGAGCUAACGCACUGUACAAAGGUGAAAUUUACAUUAAUUGCUCCACCCACUUGGAAUCAUAGAAUCGUGUGUGCAUCUGUGUAGUUAUUUCUUGAGUCAAUUAUUAGAUGUAUUGGUAUGCUACCCUUUUCUGCAAGGACAGCAUUCAGGAUGACUCACACCACUUACAACCAUAGAUAUUGAUAAACUCUUUCCCUCUUUCCUCACAGAGUUCUGAGACACAUAAAAAAAUGGGUAGAAAAGAUUCUUCUUCUGCAAGAGCUCCUGUUGAGCAGCACAGAAAACAAAUAGGUAAAACAUUUCCCUUUUUACUUAAUAUAUUUGUUUCUCUUUUUAGUUUUUGUGAGUGCUGCAUUCCUGUAGGAAUGAUAGUGAGUUCUAAAGCAGAUUACAGUGGUACCUCGGGAUGCGAAUGGGAUCCGUUCCGGAGCCCCGUUCGCAUCCUGAACAGAAUGUAAGACGCGACAGCGCGUCUGUGCGUUGGAGGGUCGCAUUUUGCCACUUCCGCGCAUGCGUGUGAUGUAAUUUUGACUGUCUUUGCAUGCGCGAGCGGCGAAACCCAGAAGUAACGCGCUCCAUUACUUCUGGGUUGCCGCGGAGCACAACCCGAAAGCUCUCAACCUGAAGCGUAUUUAUCCCGAGGUAUAACUGUAUUUUAACUGCCUUCUAACAACAUGUUUUGAACUGACUCAACUUUCUAAUGCACGUUGCUGGACUAUCAUUCUUGACUGUUCGCCAUUAGUCUCAAGCCGAUGAGAGUUGGAGAUCAACAACAUCUGGAGAGCCACAGGUUAACCACCCUGCUGUAAUGGUUUCACUGGAUAUGAUGUACUCUCAGAUUAACUCAAAGUAUUGGAGGCAAAGUGAAACUCAGUGUAAUAACGUAGCUCUUUUGGUUAAAAGAAGAGUAGUUGGAUAUAGCACAUACCAAAUUGAUUAAUGGUGAGGGUGGCUUGAACUGUGGGUUGUUUGAAUAUAGAGAAUCUGUUGCAUUGAGGCUGCAUUCACACUAAGUCUGGACCUGUUAUGAUGUGAACAUGUGAUUGCUUCACUGUGCAUCCAAUUCUCCAGUUUCCCGUGUGGGCAUUAUCCUGCAUUGCUACAGCACAUUAGCCAGAGAAUCAGAUGCUGCUGCUCUUGGUGGGCUGUACCGCAUUAGACUGAAAGCUGUAAAUUAGAUUAUCAUACAAAAAAUGUAUCUGCACAUUUAGAAAUAGUUGCCGGGAAGAAGACGAGGCAUUGUUUUGCAUUUGUAGAGAAGCCAUUGUAUAUGAUUGAGCAUUCACAGUGUGAUUCCCCACUUGCAGUCGGAAAUGGUGCGACCCAGCAUGAGCCAAAUCAGCACAGUGAGUUGUUCAGCAAAGGUGUGCUGGGAUGUGGACUGGAACUGAAAAACAGAGGUUUGGGUGCAAUUAAUUACACAUGUGCUUCACUGCAGGCCCAAACUCUGACACUGUUUUUUCCAUCUGCAUCUGAAUGAGAGUUGGCCUUCAUUCUGAAACCAAAUAGCUUGCAGGCCGUUCCAGAGGAUUGAAUCCAGGUUACACAACUUAUUUGCCAUAGUUUGUUGCAGUGACAAACAUCAAUUACUAGGUAUUCUUCUUCCGCCUAACUUGUCCUCACUUAAGGCAAGUCAAACUGAAAAAAGAAAUAAGAAUGAAUGUUCUGAUUCAGAUGGGGGAAGACUUCUAGAUCAGGGUAGAUUUCACGUGGCCCAUUGCUUUUCCUUCUCCUGUAUGGACUGUAGAGCUCUGCUUCAAUUUUCUAUCAGGAGAAUUAAAGUCUUUUUUUUUAAAAAAAAAAUGGACACAAAACCUUACUUUGUUCUCACAUUAUCUGUUUAAGUACCUCAGUUACCAUAGGUUUCAUCUGCUAGAGUUUAUAUGGCAUGCACACACCACCACCUUGGCAUUUUUUGUGUGGAUAGCAGACAGAAAGGCUUUCUGCACAACUACUCCAAAUAUCCAAACAGUAUUUAGUCUCGGUGCAUUAACUCCUGCAGGUACCUCUUCAGUUACAAUAGUGGAAUCAGGGAGACUGCAGAGUUUUCAUUCCCACUGCAUCAUCUCCAAUAUGGAAGCUUUGUAGGGUGUUUCAGAUUUCCGUGGAAUUUACCAACGACUUCAAGUAUUUUUCCUCCUCCCCACCCUCCCACUUGGUUGUGCAACGGUUUGCACAACCAGCAGUCAGUUCUGGAAAAUUCAACCCUGAUUGCUCCUUAUCGGGUUUGCAUACAAUACUUGCUUCCUGCCUCUGCAAUAAAUGCAAGGAGUUGCCAAAUUGGCUCAAGCUAGUUAAUUUCACCUCUACUGUGAAAUGACUUCUCUGAACUCAAGCAUGUCAGUUUCAAACUGUCUCUUUGUAGCCCUUGUGGAACUUUUUUGGGUUGUUACAUAGCCAGCUGCAUCUAUUUUUUCCUCUGUCUGAGCUGCAUGCUCCAGAGCUUGCACAUCCAGCCACUGAUUAUUUUUAUAUCCUUGUGGGAAUUAUAUCGAAUAGAAUUAGACACCACAAAGCAUUAGGAUACUUUCCCGUGCUAACAGAACAGCAGUAAUUGCAAUGGAGAUUGAAUCAGGAGAAUUCAUGUGUCAUCCUAAGUAGAAUAUCGUGUUUGCACACAGUAGAUUGGGGACAACCUGAAGCACAAAAUUCCCAUGAGCAUCAAGCCCUAGUUUUCUGGGCGUCUGAUGGCCGAGCGAAGGACUCAGAUACCGGGGGUGGGGAGCAUUUCUUAAGCUGAAAUGCUGCUGUUGCAGUAUUCAUUACAAUCUGAAAUGGAGAAGAAAUUUUUAGGGAAAUAGGUGCUUGAAUUGUCAUUCUACCAAACAUUACGAACAGUCCAGGUUCAUAUUCUGAGACAGGUAAUUAUAAUGAUAAUUUAUUUAAUCAUGAACUUCACUGACAUAACUAACAGCAACACAAAAACGGCUAACACGAUAGUAAGGUAUUGCUGUGGUUCUUAGUAAAGAUGGCUGAAUAAGUACUUUUGCACUGGAGUUGUACAGCAGAGGGAUUUGCAGCCAUUAAUAAUUUGAAUUCAGAAAACAUAAAAGAGGCUUACCAAAUUAGUUUAGACUUUGGGGGGUGUAAAGUUGUGAAUCAUCGCAAAACACCACAAAAAUGGUCUGUUAAUUGCACAACACUUAAAUGCACCACAAGGCAUUCAGAGUGGAACUGGUUGCCUGCUCUUACAUUUUUGCACAUAUUAGAUAAUAUCAAGGCAUAUUGUAAGCUUGGGGAAAACCUUUGGAUCAAAAGGGGGGAUAUAUAGUAUUAGUAUCUCAAUUUAUCAUUAAUUGAUUGGUUUUAGUAGUCACACCAAAAGAAAAACUACGUAAAGAGAACCAAAGCCUGUGCUGUCAGGUAUUUAUGUUAGGUAGCACAAAUUCAUAUUCAUUAACUACUGAGAAUCAAUUUACAGACAGCCAAGGCUUGUCUUUAAUCCAUUGUUUCAAGUCAGGGAAGUUCUCUCCAUGAACUCUUCUUCAUUGCAGCUGUUCUAGUUAAGCAAGUGUGUUAUUUACUGGGAUGCUGAUUACGUUCUAUGAUAUUAUUAAUCUGAAAACCACCAUCGACAUCACCAGUGUAACGGGGAUGCAAAAUGUGGACUGCAACUGCUCUGAAUACAUAAAUAGCUUCCUUUCUUUAAAAAAGACCUUCUCCUGUUUAAUUUAGAACACAUGUCCUCCUGAACAAUCACUGUCAUGUGGACUUUCUGCUUCUACCUUAGAAGAAGGAGAGAGGGAUUGUGUCGACAGUGUUUUCUCCUCCCAUUGGAGGUGGGCUGUCACAUAUUCCAACCAGCAGUAACUCCAUGCUCCAUUGGUAACAUUCAGCUUCUCCAGAAAGAUUAGAUAAGAGCAGUGUGUACUUGGUCCUAACACCAAUUAAGAGCAUGACCCAUAAGGAUGUAGGAGGCUGCCUUAUACCAAAUCAGACCAUUGGUCCUUCUAGCGCAGUAUUGUUGACACUGAUUGUCAGCGGUUCUCCAGAGUUUCAGAGAGGAGUCAUUCUCAGCCCUUCCUGAAGAUGCAAGGGGUUGUACUUGAUGCAUUCUGCAUGCAAGGCAACUGGUUUACCAUUAAUCUACAGCCAUUCCUUGUAGACAUACAUUACCAACAUGUGGAAGAAUUAGCCACAGAGCUCCUGCUCCCUUUGUGUACAGUUGUGCAUGGAAGCAGCACACUGGGGCAUUAUGAGGAUUGGGGUGACAUGAAAAAGAGGGUGCUUACUGCCCCUCCCUGAUUCCUUCUGCUACCUCUGUGUUCAGUUUUGAAAAGUCGUAAAAGAGAAGAAGGGGCAUGUCUUCCACAAACCUGGACUAUAUUCCUUGCGUUGCAAAUGAACACAUCCGAAGUUCCGAGGUAUUUCUGCCAUGUGUGUUAUUCUAGUUUAUUUUAAAGAGAAUGGAUGCUAUUUCCAUCACAGCCAACUGUACAAUUCAAAAGAAUGGAAGAAUACGAUCAUGAAUUAAACAGGUUGUUUCCUUUUGUUGAAGUGAAUAGGAAAUUCAUGCUGAGUGACUGUAGUAACUAUUAACCUUUGUCAUGCAUCCCUUGAGCUCCCAGCACAAAACAGUAAAACCAUCAAAGUGACACAGGUUAAAGAAGCAGAAAUGUGCUUGUUUCCAGCACGGCACUUUUUAACAGUACAGUAUUUUUAACCUGUCAAAUAAAUACCUGAUUGUCACUGAUGUAUCUUACAGUCAUAUAAAACUUAUGAACCACAAUAUAUAUACUUUGAGGGGUUUUUUUGUUUUUUGUUCGUUUUUUAAGUGCCUGAUGCCUCUUGCCAGUUUCCCACUCUCACAUUGGCUGAAGCUGCUGUGAUGUCACAAAUGAUCCUGACUGCUGUGGGUGAAGGACUAGUUUAUAGAAUGCUGGAAAUCAGUAAAAUUUGGAGAGAAAAUGAAGCUUUAGUUUGGCUUGGCAUGUGUGCAUCCUUCACACAUGUAAUACAGACUUUGUACUGCAUGGGGGUUAGAGAGAUGGAUUAGUGGGUAGCAUGCAGGGGCUUGAGGGAUGAUGUGGGACAUUAAGAAGGCAGGGAUAUAUAAUCCUCACAAAAAGGUUAUAGACAAACGGGGUGUGUUGUUACUGGGAAGAAGUACUGAGUAUGCACUACCUGCACCUUGUGGCUAGUAGUCGUAUGACAAAACAAUAAGAAAGUCAACAUGUGACAUUCAUGGAGCACAGUUCCAGUCUCAACACUGUAAUAAUAGAUUCUUUAUUGUGCCUUGGGAUGAACAGCUAGGUGGAGGGUCUGUUUUCUCUAUCUUGACUGUCAUGAUCACAAGCCUAUUUUCCAUGAAUUCAUCUGACUGGCUUUGAAGAUUUUGAAAGCUGACCAUUUUUUAUUUUUUAUUAAUAAGGCUUUUGUGCAUGUGCCCUGCCAUGGCCUGUGUUUAAUUCCAGAAAGUGAAAUCGUUAUGCAUUUGUCUAUAAAUAUUUAAUACUAAUUUUUUAUAAAUGAGAAAUUGAUUUUGAAGUCCGGUAAUAGCAAGAGUCAAUUUGAAAGAGGUUCUUUUGCAAUUGUUUUCCAUACUAGUAGUAAAUAUAAUUUAUGAGCCUUUUUAUAACAUGCCAUCAGGGAGAUGGCUCUUGCAAUACAUUAUGAUAGUGAACCAAUAAUUACACUUAAUACUUUUUCAUAUGUGUAGCACCUUGUAUCCAACAAAGUCCAAAUGCUUUACAAGGACUACUUGACUGUUUGAUUACCUGGUUACGUUUCAGAAAGUAGACAGUUGAUGCAACUUGGAUUAAUUUUAAUUGGGCUGGACUACUUUUGUCCUGGUUUGUUUUUUUUAAAGACGGUGAGCCUGGUCUGCCUAAAUUGGGAGUUGUGAAGAGUAGGUAUAUACUCAGAAGUGUUCUCCCCAACUCUGAAUUGGUUAGUUGUCACAUGAUGGUUUGAAGAACGGUUUCUGGAAUCACUGAUCUGAAAAGGCAAAGGAAGAACAGGCAGCCUUAAAGGAGUCACCUCUCUUUCAGUUUCUGCCUUGUGCACUGCAUGCAGUGGCAUUCAGGAACUGGUUCCUUGGGGGAUCUGGCUCAGGGGCUGCUGUCUCCAGGGGUUCUUAAUUUAGGCUUCUCUGGCCCAAGGGAUCCUGACUGACAGGCUCUGGAUUGCCCCCAGAGUUUGCACUGUCUCCUCAAUUCAGCUGAUUCCUUAUUUGUCAAGAGUCCGGGCCACUGAUCCGGGUUGGAGGCCAUGGCAGCCUCUUUUCUGUGUUUUGCGGCCGAGAAGAAUUCUAGUGGAUCUUUUACUCCUGCAUUUAUUAUUUAUUUCUAGAGCAGCACAGUAGCUUUUGGUGCUGCACGUGGAUCCAAAGAAAAGCUACAGAUCCCAACCUCAAGCUUAUGCUCUAGAAAUGAUAAUAAUCAACAAACACAGCAAAUGAACAGAAAGGUAGAGGGGGGAGAUGAGUUUGAGAAUGCCAGAGUUGAAUAAGGUGAGUUUUUAAUUGGUGUUUCUACACACAUGAGUUGAAGGAGACCGAUGGCAGGAAGAAGUUCCAAAUGUCAGGAAGCAGCAGGGAAAAAAUGUACUUUGGGGGUUCAUGGAAGAGGAAGGGAAGAGAGAAGGGAUAUGGAGAGAGGGAGGAGUUGGCAGAAGAGGAAGAAAGAGACUGAAGACCUCUGGAAGGCAAUAGAAGUCUUAAAAGAAUGUGAGAGGAGGGAAGAAGGGAGCCUAGUGUAGUGGAGUGAUGUAACAAUGAGCAGAAUAGAGAGAGACGAAACUCAAGACUGAAGAUUUGAAGGAAGAGACAAAAGAGGGUUGUAGCAGCCAAUGCAAAAAAAUCACGGAGAGUGAAUAUGAACAUUAGUUCAUCAUUCUGUUUUAAAACUCCAGUGUGGUACAUGUAGAAACUGCAAAGAAGAGAGCCACAAGGCCCAGCAGUUGAGGGAAGGCAUGGGGAGCGGAGAUGGAGAGGAAACAAAGACCAGACCAACAGCCUCCGAGUAAGAUUGUCCUGAAACCAUCCUGCUUCAGAGUUGUCUCCCCAGCUCAUUGACGCUGUGUCCUCUUCACUCAUACAGUGACAUAGGUGCCCUAAGAGAGCACCAAGGCUUAAAAACCUCUAUCCCAGCGUGUGGUUGGGAAGGAUCUCCCGAUUACUUCUCAAAGUCACCUAGCACUUGAUUGAAAAAGCCACAAAUUCCGCAAACUGCGUGUUGAUUUCUGCUUUUGUGCCCCACUGUAAGAGAACAGGAAGUUUUGAAACCAUUGCAAGCAAAUCCAGAGAGCCCGUCAUAUAUGGGUGAAGCAAUGUUUUGUGCAGUUUAGAAGUACUUUGGAAGGUUAAGGACCAAUAAUAAUUUUAUAAGGGGUGUUGUAAAAUCUCUUUGAAACAAUCAUUAAGCCUUCAACCAUGAUUGCUUUUUAAAAGCUUAGUAAAUAAAGUCAAUGAAAUUCGCCCCCAUGUAAAAUGGAAAACGUGUUAAUGGGGAAGUUAAUAAAUACGAACUGAAUUAAAAUUGCAAGUGGGCAAGCUAAAAAUGUCCUCAUUAUAAGCAAAAGGCUCAGGCAAGGUGUGGGUCCUCCUGUUACGAUAGACAGAGAUUGUUUCUCUCCUUUGAUCCAUUACUCCUUCACUAUAGCAUCUGUGCAGCUACUUCAAACAGAAAUGGUGUGCAGGGACACAGUUCCCAGUGGCUCUUUUGCAAGACCCUUUUUCUGUUCUGACUCUGCAAAUGGCCAAAAGAAAUAUCCACCUCAACAAUAUUGGAAAAUGUACGCAAAUAAAGUCAAUGCACAGCUGAAUUGCAAGUCCUGCCUUAUAGCUAGUUAAAGUCUCAAGCUUCAAGAUGAAAUUGUAACCCACAAAUGUUAUGCAUGCAGUUGCAAAAUGUAUGAACCACUUUUUGCAUAUUUGCAAGGAAUGCAAGUCUGCUGAGACAUUUCCCACUCUGCUUUGAUCUUCCUGCAGAGAAAGGAGUUGCAGUCCUGUGCUUUGCACCACAUCAAAGCCCUUUCCCCUCCCUGCUGAACAGCUGAUGGUGAGGAGGGGACCCAGAAGACUUGAUGAAAUUUGGCUGCCAUAUCUGGCCUGUGGGUUGGGGUUCCCUACCUCUGCUCUAAAGUGUUCCAUUUAAAUCAGUUCGUCUGCUGUUGAGUUAAGUGGCUUGGGAAUUCCAGUCCCCUUUCUUGACAUCAACACGGAUACCUUUGAAUCUAGCUGGUUGCUAAUAUUUCCUGGUAUAACUGUUGUUCAUUAUUUCAUUUCACCUGAGGUCCAAUGCUCCAGUUGCUCAUAAAUAUGUACAACCUCUACUCUUUAGUGUAAGCUGUUAUUGAUGUCAUUCAUCUUUUCGUUAAGACCUGUCAGGUGGCAUUUAUGUUGAAGCGAAGUAGUGUGGAAUUACAAGUGCCCUGAAGACUUUGGAGUGCUAAAAUUAUGAGUGAUUUGGGGAGAUUAUUCCUCACAAGUAAAUUUAGUGGGAGAUAAUACCGCUGCAUACAAGAAGAGAUCUCUUUCCUGUCAAUUCUGUUAAAUGUUUCAGUUUUUGAAUAAAUCUUUGAAGAACAUGAUGGGCUUUUUUGUCAUUUCCCACACUAUUUCCCACAUCUAAUAUCUUCCUAUCACGGCCGUCAGUGCAUUAACAUAUGCAAUGCUGUGCUGCUCUUAGAAUAUACUUAAUUAGCAUGUCAUGUGCAAACAAUGAUGAUAUAGCUGGAGAAGCAUGUCCCUUCUAAAGUAUCAAUGCAUCAGCCUGGCGUAUUUUAUUUAAAAAAGAAAAAGAAAGACUACUGCUAUAAGGUGGUCAACUUUAGUUGGGAAGUCAAAUUUUCCCUCCAGUUGUUUCCUGAAUAGCUCUGAGAUGCAACCGUUCUGGGCCGAAUAUCUCAAAAGACCAAGCCCUUCCAGUUUAUAGGAGCUGAGUUCCUCUCAGUUUCAACUUGUUCUGCUUUGUGUUUCAAUCUUUAUACUAGCAUCCUUGUCAAUUGAAACACAUCCUUGUGGAGAAAGCUCCAUGUUACGUUCCUGUACCAACUGUACACUCCACUCACAUUUCUUCAGCUCAGAACUACAGAAAUGCUAUCUGAAAUGUAUUACAGCUUCUCUGCAGUCCAGUUGAACGUGGAUGACUGGACUGUUGGUCCCAGGGCACCGUGGCAAAUCAUUCCUUGCAUGAAGUGAUUUCCAGGGACCUCCCUUUGGAGAGCUGAAAUGAUGCCACAGGCCCUUCGGACCUGCCCAGGAACUAGUGAAUGUAGGUUUGAAAGCAACACAAAAGUAAAAGCUUGAUCUUUAAAAGCUCGUGGAUAUGGAACAUUAAAUUACUUAGUGUCCCUAUGCCAGUAGCAGCCAUGGUGAAGAUCAUGAGAUUUCUGAUGAAAAACCAUUCCCGCUCCCCUUGGUCUGAUCAAGCUGGCUUGGACAUGCCUUCAAUGCUGCAGAAAGCAUGCAUAUCUACUGCCUUGAUUGGUUUGCAGAGUUUCCCACCACCUUUCUGGCACUCAGUAAGUUUUACAAACGCUCUGGUCCACUAUGCAUAUUUGUGGUUUGGGCGGCCUCCCUACAGAGGCUGCAGCGUAUGAAGUCGCUCUUCAUUUCCCACCUCCUUGUAUCACUUCUGCCUCCCGUGUUCAUUCAGCCUGCGUGAGAUGGCUGCUUUAUGGGUUUAAAAUUGUAGCUUAACUUAUACAAGCAGAAUUCUGAGUCGAAACUGCAGGGAGAGUGGAAAUAAUUGAAGGUAUAGAUACUGGUAUGCUCAAGAAAGUCUUUUAUUCAGGCUAAAGAAACCCUUGCUGAUAGCAUAAAAUAAACUUAUUCACUUUAAUGCAUCCUUCUUGUUGGCUUAAAGCUGAAAUACAGUUGCUUGAAAAUUAAUUUACCUCUCAUGAAUGGCUGGCUGGAUUAUCUUUGUAGCAUAAAAUGUAAUGAUAUGUCAACCCUGAGCUCAGAACACGUUGUGUCUAUUGUAAAAAAAAGUUGUUCCUGAGCACUUAAUGUUGUGUUAAAUGAUGAUGUGUCCUUUGCAAAUGUAUUAUUAGUGUCAAGCUGUUCCAUCUCUCAAGAUUGAAAAAUGGCCAGUGAUUUGAGCUACCAUUAAACCUGAAUAAAAAAAAAAAGAGAAGAGCUGUGGGGGGUUCCCAUGCUCUCUCUUUUGAGUACUAACACUUUGACUAUAUUCAAUAUAUAUCAAAAUGUUUCCGUUAGCUGAAGACUCCUAAAACAUCUUUAAUCACAGCAAUUGAAAUGGUAUUAAAGCAAACCUCUCUUCCUCCCCCCCCCGUGUGUGCCGGGGGUGGGGAGAGCUCUCUAUACCAGGGAUGUUCAUCGUAAGAUGUUGCAGAAGACCGCUAUGAAUGCUGCUUAUGUUGCAGUCAAUUGGCUUGCUAUUAACUUGAGCGAUGAUGAAAUGGGAGCCCUUUUAUUUGAAGCAGCACUUUUUUUACAAUUGAAAUUUUCAAUUAAUAUUCUAAAUAUCCCAGCUCCUCGUGUGAUAGAGCCUUUCGUAUCACUUUGUAUUAGUUGGAGGGAAAUGAGCGCCCUUAUUUCCUAUUAUGCAAAGGAGGGAUUUAUGGCGCGAUAGCGAGCAAACCACUUAACGGCGUCUGGUUGCAUGCACGGCCAAACGAUUUUUGAAAUGCUUUCACGACAAAAUGUACAUUUUCUACAUUCCUACUACUUCCCGGACAACUCCCUCGUCUUAAUGCAAAGGUAUCAGCGUUAUUUAUCGUGCCAGCUUGGGAAUUAGAUUGUGGCUCUUUUGCUUGCUGAUUGAAUGUAAAAUAGUUUCCGCGCUUUCUUGCUUGAGGGACAGCUGAAAUUGGCAGGGCCGCGGCAGCACAGUUUAGCUUAGCCCAGGCAUUAUGGCUAGAGAAAGCAACAGACAGGCUUGCUGGAACAACACCUGUGAAGGCCCUGCAGCUUUCGAAUUCCCCUUCCGUGUAGCUUAAAUUUAUCUCUUUCAUACCACAUGUUUAAAUGGCUGUAAUGGAGGAUUAGAAAAGAGGGAGAAAUACAUGUGAGCUUGGCAGUGGGUGAUAUUGAAGGCACCCAACACUUCUGUAAUGCUGUCAAUGUUUCCUUCCCCCUCUAUCAUUUUAAAAUAUAUGUCAAGGUUUAAGGAUAGCUGAUUCAAAAUAAAGGACACUGUGGACAUCUAAUCUUUCUCUUCUAAGGUUUCAAGGUAUUCUGCAUGUGGGGCUAUUUUUUAAAGGUCAGUUUCUCCUCCUGAUGCAGAGAUAUGCCAUCCAGCUUCUGUCUGUGUCUAUAAGGCUGUUAGAUGGGGGACCUGUCAUCUCUUAUCAUUAGCCAUGCUGGCUGGGAGUCGGAAUCCAACAUCUGGAGAGUCAUAGAUUGUCCAUCCCUACUAUACAGGAUCCUUUUGAAAGUCCUGAUAAGUGGGAAGGUGGUCAGCCACACCUGGAUUGGGUUGUGGGUUGCUGUAGAUUCUAGUAACGAGGAUAUUUGAGUUCAGUUCUGCAUUUCCUUGCAUUUCAGUACCAUUUAUUAUUGUGAUGGUACUGAACUAUGGGAAAGAUAUAAUGUUUUCGUUUUAGUUGUGGUACCAGCACAAAAAUAUUCAGGGCAGCAGUUUCUUGGCAGUUACAAAUUGGAGAGAAAGCGCUGAAAGGGAUUUUAAAUCUGUAAUGUUGAUUUCUUUUACUAUCUGUCAGUUUUUGGCAUGCAGUAAAUAACUCAUUUUCAAAUAAUUUGCCUGUGUAAUUAAAUUUAGAUUGCAUACUUCUCCUUUCAAAUAUUUUGACUCUUUCUUGUCUGCCAUUCAAUUGUGGCAUAAUUGGUGCGGUUUGUAUAAAUGGGCAAUAAAUUUAUGGACUUUUGUUUGAAGAUCAGGCAGUGAAUAGAACUUGGUAAUCAUCCCAGGAGGAAUUAUGAUUGAACAUGUUUGUGAGAGUUAAAGAACGGAAUUUACUUUUGUUUUUGAAUUAAAGACAAUUAAAGAUUUGCAGGCACCCAUAAAAGACAAUGAAUUGAGGAACAAGUUAGAAGCAAGUCCAUUUGCAGGUGAAAAGAAACGCCUUUGAAUCAGAACCAGCUGUAUUUUCUAUGAAAGAAUGUGCUUGCUUGAUAGCAUAAUGUGCUCCUAAGCAGCUUACGCUUCACAGUAGUCAGAAAAUCGGAGUGCAUUAAUUUUUAAAGUUGCAAAUGCAGGGGAAGAGCAACACUGCCUCAUGAUGAUAAUGAGGGUGGAUAUUGGAAAGUCUAUGUGUGGGUGGGGGUGGGACAUAGAAGGAGCUUCUGAAAUGUGAACAUUCAUAAAACAAUAGCCAGGCAUACACAUGAUAAUGAGCUUGGACAGCAACACAAACAAAGGGCAAAGAUGAAGACCCCAUUAAUAACUAAAAAGAAGCCCUAUACUCUUAGUUGAUUGUUUAAGCCCAGUAGUAAACUUUCUACUACUUGGGCUCCAUGAACACUGCAGAUGGUCACAGCAGUCACGAAAUUAAAAGACGCCUGCUCCUUGGGAGAAAGGCAAUGGCAAACCUAGACAGCAUCUUAAAAAGCAGAGACAUCACCUUGCCAACAAAGGUCCGUAUAGUUAAAGCCAUGGUUUUCCCAGUAGUGAUGUAUGGAAGUGAGAGCUGGACCAUCAAGAAGGCUGAUCGCCGAAGAAUUGAUGCUUUUGAAUUAUGGUGCUGGAGGAGACUCUUGAGAGUCCCGUGGACUGGAAGAAGAUCAAACGUAUCCAUUCUUAAGGAAAUCAGCCCUGAGUGCUCAUUGGAAGGACAGAUCGUGAAGCUGAGGCUCCAAUACUUUGGCCACCUCAUGAGAAGAGAAGACUCCCUGGAAAAGACCCUGAUGUUGGGAAAGAUGGAGGGCACAAGGAGAAGGGGACAACAGAGGACGAGAUGGUUGGACAGUGUUCUCGAAGCUACCAGCAUGAGGAGGAAAGUGUUCAUAGUAAACCUAAAGAUUCUGUAAGUCCGGGGUGUCCCACUCAAAGCGGGGUGGUUGCACCAUAUGCACCAACAGGCCUCACUGGGGUCAGGGGAAGACCAUUUCAUAGCUGGGGGACCACACCACUAAGACCUUCACCCAUGUUCCCACAUUGAUUCUCUCUUUGUGGUAUCGCUCAGAGGAGGCCCUUAGAUGGUGACCAAACAGUUCAAAAACCUGCAAAACAGGGAUAAGUAUACAUAUGUACCACGAACAGCAGCCAGCACCCCUUUCACGCCACCUUCAGCUCUGAAAAUAUCCUCCACUAUAAUUGAUGCUAGUUUAAAUUAACAUGAAUUUACAUUCCAGCUAGCAAUGGUCAAAGGUGUUUGCAUUGCUUAUAUAAACUAGAUAUUUCAGGUGGCAACUUUUGGGGCGCAUAUGCCAUUUUUGCAUUACAGGUGGUUAUCUUGGGGAUUUUUUUGGGGGGGGGGAGGGGAGUUCAGCUGUUUAAAGAGGUGUUUUUAAAAAGUCCAAUACUAAAAUGUGGUUUUCAUUACCAAGGACUUAACAGAUGUCCUUUGUAAAUUUUUACACACAGUUGAUUCAGACUUGUAUUCUCUGGUAUGUACUUUCUCUUCUGGCUAUAGCAUUUAGCAAGGAGAGUGGUAAAUUAAUGACAGAUGCUUUGUUUUGGAGACUUACCAGCUGUAGAGUCAUUAUUAAAAUAGAUUGUUUGCAAUAAAGAGAGUUUCAGUUGUUAAUAUCGACUUCAAUUUCAGCCUGCAAAUAUUGUCACUGUUAACUUGCACCGAGGUAAGUUUUAGGGAAACAGUCACAUAGAUCAUCGAAUUCAGUUCAUUUGAAAUCUUAAAGCCACUUUCUCAGACGCAGUCCUAUUUCUGCUCAUGGUUCUCCUCUGGAAUGGGUGGUUGCUAGAAUAUAAUCUUGAAGAGGAUCAAUAAACUUUCUUUGUUGAGAAAUAACUGGUUAUUCUUAGGGCAUAAUAAUCAAAAAAUAAUAAUAAUCCAUUAUUGCCUCUACCUUUGAUGCCCUCUGAUGUGCACUUAAUCCAUGUCAUCUUUACUAUGACACAGGUCACAUACCACUCCACUUUAACUGCAAUUACAGUCAUGGGUUUGGUGGAGUUUACAUGGUUGCAGAAAUGGUAAGGUAAAGGUAAAGGGACCCCUGACCAUUAGGUCCAGUCGUGGCCGACUCUGGGGUUGUGCCGCUCAUCUCGCUUUAUUGGCCGAGGGAGCCGGCAUACAGCUUCCGGGUCAUGUGGCCAGCAUGACUAAGCCGCUUCUGGCGAACCAGAGCAGCGCAUAGAAACGCCGUUUACCUUCCCGCCGGAGCGGUACCUAUUUAUCUACUUGCACUUUGAUGUGCUUUCGAACUGCUAGGUUGGCAGGAGCAGGGACCGAGCAACAGGAGCUCACCCUGUCGUGGGGAUUCAAACCGCCGACCUUCUGAUCGGCAAGUCCUAGGCUCUGUGGUUUAACCCACAGCGCCACCCACGUCCCUUGCGGAAAUGGUAUCUGCAUACAAUUGCUCUGCACCACACAUUUGCCUCAAAGACGAGUGGCUCAUUGAGAGGGCAAGGAUGCCUGGCUCUCCAUGUUUAUGCUUGGAGGGCAAGGGGGAUGAUCGGUCCAUUCCCAAAACUGGUCAAAGCCAAAAUUUGCUCUGCCCAUCCACUGCACUUUGUAGUUGGCUGCAUGGCAAAGCCAGAUGAAGUGAAUGGUAAAAGUUAUUCAGGCAACCGAGGAAUAAAAUGAGAUACGGUUUCCAAGACAGGACAAUCAGGUGGUCACUUCACCAUCUAGCUAGUUGUAGUGCACAUUGGUCUAAAGCCAGAGUGAAUUGUUGGUUAUGUUUAUUAGUUCAUUGUCCCUAAAACCCACAAGAUAAAUUAGAUCCUAAACCCAGGGGAAAGAUGAACGAACCUCCUUCUAACAUUUUAUCACCAUCUAUAUCUUCUAUAUACUUGAGCUCUUCUGCUUUUCACCCAUUGCAUUUUACACUUCCAAAAUAUCUACAGUAAGGUUGUACUCAAAUUUACUCAGAGGAAAUGCCAAGCAAAUAGGAGAGCUCAUCUACACCAUUCCCUCUGCUUUGCCAAAGCUGCACCUAUUUAAUUUUGGCUGAUCUCUAGAAACAGCAGGUCUCUGUGAUGUAAAUCACGUCUUAGUUGUCCCACCUUUCAUUUUCAGUGUAGACAUGAGGGUGUAUUUCAGACUUUCUGAGAUCUUGAAGUGAAACAAUUAUUUUCCCCUUGUUUUCUUCUUAAAGUCUUAUAAAUCUGUGUUCAAAGCCCCAUGUGAAUAAAUGUCUGCAGUUUGUUCGCAAGUAAAAGUUUUUAGCAGCUGCAUGUCUUAGUUGAAAUUGGCUCCAAACAGUAUUACAGGUUCAGAUAUAUUUUUAAGCCAAGUUUCACCCUGGAGUGAAUUUUUACGAGCAUAUAAACUCAGUCAAUUCAUAAUGGAAAUUCUGACAGGUCCUUUACUAUUGCAUAGCACAUGGUAAUAUCAUAAUGACUGGCGGGGAGCUCUAGUCAUGUAAACUCUUUCCCCCUUAUUCCACGAUGACCAUACUUUCCUCUGAGAAAAGAACAAUUUUUCCCAUGCAUUAGACUUUAAAAUCUCCACCGCUCCUCUGGUAUAGUACAGAUCACCAGAGAAAUCCAUCUUGAGUCUCCUCAGUAAGGAAAAUGUUUCCCCUAAUCGUAGAUUUUUUUUUUUUAAGGACUGGGAGCCGCUUAAAAACAACAACAAUAACAACUUGCACCUCCAAUAACCAGAGAGAAAACAUAAGCCCUGUUUAUGUGUUACUCACAUGUAGAGCAUGUGUUUGUGCAGUGAGGGGUGAGGCCGUGAUUUUAUUCCUGCUCCCAGUGUCAUAAGAACAUAAGAGUCUGCCGAAUUAGCUCAAUGGCCCAUCUAGUCCAGCAUUCUGUUCUUACAGUGGCCAACCAGAUGCCUGUGGCGAACCCUCAAGUAAGAUCCAAGCACUAGAGCACUCUCCCCUCCUGUGGUUUCCAGCAGCCGGUAUUGAAGUUGCCCAGCCCUCUUUUAAAGCCAUCCAAGUUGGUGACCAUCACUGCCUCCUGUGGGAGUUCCAUAGUUCACCUAUGCAAUGUCCCAUCUCCUCCCCAUCCCUUCCGAAGCAACCACAUGUUGGGCACAGUUGUAGGACAAGAAAGCUCUUGCGCAGGAAGAGUAGGAGCACCGUGCAACCGGGAGACCAAAGCGUCAUCCAGGCAUUUCCCUGAACGCACACUGGGAUUGGGGUGUGGCGUACAUCUUUUGUAGAUUCAUCCACAUUCUGCCCCAAGUCAUCUGUAAGCAUGCACAACUGGAGGGGCAAGGCAAGUUGCCUCGGUUGGGCAAAGGGGAUAAGUUCCUUCUUUGCCCACUCAUCAAAUAUGGUGGUGGUGGUGGGGCUUCAUUUGCCCUCAGUGACAUCAUCCUAUAGCCAUGUCUAAUUAGCUAUAUGGCUACAUGGCUUUAUAAUGUUCACCACAUGCUCCCUGAUGGUCACACCACACAUAGCUCCUCCCCCCUCUAGCACAGAAAGCUGGGAACUGUAGUUUUCCCUUCAUAGAGGUUUAAUUCUCAGCACCCUUACAGUUCCCAGGAUUCUUUGGGGUAGUCAUGUGCUUUAAAUCUAAGAUGUGGAUCUGCCCAUAAGAGUGAAAAAGCCCUUUCGAGGUUGGUUUGUUGCUCUAUUUUGGCACUCAGGCCACAGCAGAGCAGGAAAACCAAAAAGGCAGUAAAAAUGUGCUUAAGUAUGGAAGGUAAGUUCCCCCCCCCCUUCCCGAAACAGUAACUUUAGCAGCAGAAACCAAACCUCGCAAGCAAUGGCCUAGCAGUAGUCCUGAAUGCAUUUGCUUAAGAUCAGAGCCCUUAAUGACUACAAGGCUGCAAAGUAUAGCUUUCAGCUAAUCUAACACUGAUCGGCCGGCCAGCCGCCAUAAUGCAGUCUUGUGACAUGAGGCAUGAAAAGGGAUACUGUGAAAACAAUUUCAACAUGGCCAAAACCUGUUAUUACUAGGCAGGAAGUGCUUUUUAUUUUUUCUAGAACUGAAUUUGGGUGUACGCCUAAUAACCUUCCAAUUUACAAGCGGAGUGGUUACGAACUCUUGAAAAUUGUCUCAGAAAAAGUAAGAGUUUUAUCUUAUGCCUAAUUAACCCCACAACCCAUGCAAAUACUAUGCACAAUUGUUCUCAAUUGCGUCAAACGUUUCUCAUCAUGGGCUUUCCCUUUUUAAUUUUCUACAUUGGAUGUGGCAUGAUGUGGCGUAGCAACAGUCUUUUAGGCUGCCCAUUUGUAAAUAAUAAAUUGCUCAAAUUAUACUGUCAUAUGUAUUCGCUAUUAGAGCAAAUAUUUCAAAGUUUGUCACUCUGCAAGCAGCUCUAACAUACAGUGGUCUUUUUGUGCUUUGUAAAGGAAAAUUUGGAUAUGCUGCAGACAUUAAAAUAAUUGUCCCUCAUUUACCAUGGAGUGUUUUCAGUAACUGUUUUUUCUCUCUCCCUCCGUCAAUAGGAAAACAAGAUUACAAGAAAACCAGGCCAAUGUUAAAAGCAACAAGAUUAAAAGCAGAGGCCAAGAAAACUGCGCCAGGCAUGAAGGUAUAUCUAACUGAUAGCUUACACCAACAUCCUAGAGAUGUUGAGUUUCUUUUCCCCAUAGAUGUCCUGUGUGAAUAUUGAUCUUUGAAAGAUAUUGUUUAUGACACUUCAAAACCCUAAGUGGAAUGCCAGGAUCUAAAAUAUUCAUGACUGAUUUCUUUUGCGUUAACCUACAGCCAAGAUGGAAUAACUGAAACUCGGAGGCUGCAAUCUGACACGGCUCUGCUUAGGAAUCAGUCCCAUUUUGUUAUUUAUGAAUUAAGCUUCAGUUUACCUAUUUUUAAGAUCUCUUGCCCCUACGCCGCCAUAAAGUCCCAGGGCGAGUUGCAACGAUGAAAUAUGCAAUUGUAGAACCAUUCCAGUUAUAAAACAUGGAAAGCCAUUCCAAAGGCAACAGAUGGGUAUAAAUUCAACAAAAGAGAUGGGUCCCACCAAACAAAAUACCUUCACUGUCAAAGGCCAGGGUGAAGAGUUCUCAGUGAAAUCUGUGCAGUGAAGAUCUACUUAGGGUCUGCUACGAAAAACCCCUUCUUCAGUGAUGCCAUCCUCUCCUUGUCUAUGCAGGGUGCAUAGAAUAAAGCUGCAAAGUAAUUUUGAUAGGCAGCAUUUUUAUUUUAUUUUUAAAAAGCUUCUUGUCAACUACUGUGUGUCAUGGAAUACUUUUUUAAAACAACUCCCAUAGGCAGACAGUGAAUGUUUUACAGCAUAGAAUAAUAGACUUGGAGAACUGGAAGGGACCAUGAGGAUCAUCUAGUCCACCCCCCUGCAAUGCAGGAAUCUUUUGCACAAUGUGGGGUUCAAACCCACGACACCGAGGUGAAGACUCUCAUGCUCUACCAAAUGAACUAUCCCAGUUUGGCUCAUAUCUAUUCAGCAGUAAGUCCCAGCAGGCCAUAAUCCCAAAGAACCGUGCGUAGGAUUGUAGCCUUCAUUAUUAUUGCACAUCAGUGCUUUCUUUGGUUAAAAACCCCACAAUGCCCCGGUACCCAUGCUUUGAUAAAAGUGCCAUGGGGGCCAGCACAAAAUGGCUUCCGCAAGACAGCAAAAUAUGAGGUGCCGGAACUCCUAACUAUUGUAGUGAGUACCAGAAGCUCCAUCUUCUGAACCAAAUUGAAGGACCCUGAUGCAGGGUUUUGACCACGCGUGUGUGAUGUUGCACAAUGUAUUGACACCACAUGAGCUACAUUACGUGAUGUCCUAAUGUCCCUCUGUGCCCAGUUUUUACAAUGGAAGGGACCAUCCCCCUCAAAAAAACCAUAGAGGGGGCCAAUAGUGCCUCAGCCCCCGGGAGCCAGCGUGUAUGGCAAGUACUGUUACCCACCCACCCACACACACACACACAGAACCCUGACUGUUGACCAUGAUGGAAUUUUUUGUAUAGAUGUUACUGUAAAUGGUCAUAGUUUUGUCAUAAAUACACACAGUGGUACCUCGGGUUAAGUACUUAAUUCCUUCUGGAGGUCCAUUCUUAACCUGAAACUGUUCUUAACCUGAAGCACCACUUUAGCUAAUGGGGCCUCCUGCUGCCGCCACGCCGCCAGAACAUGAUUUCUGUUCUCAUCCUGAAGCAAAAUUCUUAACCCGAGGUACUAUUUCUGGGUUAGUGGAGUCUGUAACCUGAAACGUAUGUAACCUGAUGCGUAUGUAACCCGAGGUACCACUGUAUAACUGAUAUCCAGCCUACAGUUUUCAUCUUUCUGUCCAGCGUGGAAAACGAUUGCCUUCUCUUAUGACCCAGCAAGGAAGCUGGUGGACUCAAAAUUAGUUUGGAACUUCCUGUUUUUAAAGCUUAAAGAAAGGAAGGAGAACAAGUGAAGGUAAUAAAUAAUAAUUUGAAGGAUAUUUAUAAUAUUUUCACACCCACACAUGACCCUGUCGUAGAGUUUGGCUAAACAUAUGUAGUUUGUUUAAAUUGCUUCCAAUACUUUCCUCUCGAUUUAUUUUUGGUUCAAAAUAAAUUAACAUAAAAUCAGCUUAGCAACCCAUGCUGAGGGAAGGAUGCAGAUCAGGAAAAAUAGAUGCAAAAAUGAGCUAUUCCUAAUGAGAAGAAUGUCAGUAAUGUUCAAAGAAGUACAUUUCCUUGUUUCUGGCAGAUGAGAAAUCAAUUCCCCCCUCCCCAAGUUAUAGCUUACAGCAAAUGGCAAGGUAUUACUACCAUGCUGUAACAGCUGUUGAGCCGCCAGAUGAUGUAUUUGGUUGUCUUCCAAAAUUUGCUAUUAUAAUCACGAAACAGUGGUUUCUUUUCGCUCUCUGAUAGCUGAUCUCGAUCAAGCAUUGCCACGCAAUGUGGUCUGCUUUCACAACAUCGUCUCCUCAGUUAGUGCAGUGUGUCAGGUUUUAAUGGGGAAAAAAUAGAUUGCCAUUUUUGUUGUUUGUUUAAAAGGCAGAUUAUUAACCUAUCAAGUUAUGCAAUUUUCUCUGUCCCUUUCUGAUUUAAUUUUACGUUUCUGAUUUAAUUUUACAUCGUAGAAGGGGCCACAAGGGUCAUCUAGUUCAACCCCCGGCAAUGCAGAUAUAUUUUGUCGAAUAUGGGGCUCAAACCCACAACCCUGAGAUUAAGAGUCUCAUGAUCCACCAACUGAGCUAUCCGGACAAGUGGCCUCACAGCAUAGAGUUGAGGAUAGCCUCAAACAAUGCAUACACUGGAGGCUUGGAUUCAUUUGUUCAUUCUUUAGAUUUGUAUAGCGCUUUUCCACACAAAAAAUCAUGCACAAAGUGGUUUACAAAACAACAGCAACAACACAGGAACACAUUUCAAACGCUACAAAAACAAUUUCAUAACAACACAGCCAAGUAACAUAGUAACAGUUUCAUACUAACAUAGCCAAACAAUAGCAUAGUAACAAUUUCAUAAUUACAAAGCAGAACAAUAUCAAAUAUAACAUGAACAACAUAUAAAGAAUUUCCAGCAGAGCUGCUGGGAAAGAACUAUUUUUCAGCUUCAGUUGCCAUCUGUAAAAUAGGUGUACUUUACCCUGGCUAGAUGAUGGUAGUUAAGAUAAAGAUUGUGCAGCGUGUGGCAUGUGAAAAGUGCUAUGCAAAUUGUUAAUGAGAGUAAAAGGAAAUCUUGCAGAAGCAGAAUUAUACUUCAGUGUUGUGUUUUCAGUGUUGAAGCAUAGGGUUGAGUCACAUAUGCACACUCACACGAUUUCUGGACACUUGAUUGUACAACUUGGUUGGCAACUGACUAAGAAGCAAGCUUCUUGAAGUACUGAUGUAAAGUCAAAGCAUUGUUUAGUGUUGCAUGAGCAAGCCAUUUCCUUAUGUCUCUGCCCUCAUGUUCUCAGGUUCAGUUAGUUGUGUCCAGAUGAGAGCAAAAUAUAAGUUACCUUCUGCCAACCUAGUAGUUCGAAAGCAUACCAGUUCAGGUAGAGAAAUAGGUACCACUGUGGUGGGAAGGUAAACGGUGUUUCCGUGCGCUCUGGCUUCCAUCAAGUGUCCUGUUGCACCAGAAGCGGUUCAGUAAUACUGGCCACAAGACCCAGAAAACUGUCUGCAGAUGAACUCUGGCUCCCUGGGCCUGAAAAAUGAGCUGAGUGCUGCACCCCAUAGUCACCUUUGAGUGGACUUAACCGCCCAGGGGUUCUUUACCUUUACCUAUAAGUUACCUUGACAUCAAAACCUGGAAAAUAAUGGUUUAUACUUGCCCUCUAAACCAGAAUUGCAAAGCAUGGCUUGGUUAUGUUUUAGCUCUUUGGAGUAUAAGGAAGGAGAAACAGCUUAUUAGUUUGGAUAUUGUAGCAAAGUACAGUUUGUGUUAAAGAGGAAAUAACUGGAUAUGAGUAACUAAAAAGAGGAGGAAGUAGAAGGAGGGCGGAUGUAAGCCUGUAGCAUGUUCUUGGUUCUUGAAACUUCGCUUUGGGAGACUGGGAAUGUUGCAUUUGAACCAACUUGCUGUGAUAUGAAAGUCUAGCCAAUGGGUUAAUCCAAACAGUCUCUAAAUUCAGCAGUCGCUUGUAUCUUAAAUUCAACUCCCACAAUGCACGUUAGCUCAUACAACCUGUGCAAGGACCUGGGUAUCCUUGCAUCAUCAUCAUCAUGAUCAUCAUCAUAAUUUUUGUUUAUACCCUGCGCGUCUGGCUGGGUUUCCCCAGCCACUCUGAGCGGCUUACACCAAAUAAAAAAUUGUAAAACAUCAGACAUUAAAUUUUUUCUGAUACAGGGCUGCCUUCAGAUGUCUUCUAAAAGUCAGAUAGUUGUUUAUUUCCUUGACAUCUGAUGGGAGGGCGUUCCACAGGGCAGGCACCACUAAUGAGAAGGCCCUCUGCCUGGUUCCCUUUAACCUCACUUCUCGCAGGGAGGGAACCACCAGAAGGCCCUCGGAGCUGGACCUCAGUGUCCGGGCAGAACAGUGGUGUGAAAUCGAAUGCCUGCGACCUAAAUGCCAGUUUCAGGGCUUUGCAUUCUCUGCCAGCAUGCCAGUACAAUAUUUCCAUGGACUAUAUUUAUAAGCAAGCUGUGGUAACAUAUACAUAAUUUGCAUUCAUUUUCCUAUCUAUACUGAAGGAAAUAGCCAUACUGAAGAUUCAUCACAUUUGAGGCAGCAGUAAGUUGAAGCAGUAGAAACUGGACAUAUUAAGAAUAAGGUAGAAUAUUUAGGGGCUUAAUACAAAGUUUUUUUAGAUUUGGGGGGCACAGAAGAUCAAUUCAGCUUAGAACGACAUUUUGAUUUCAUGGAAUUUCAGAAACACUAAUUUAAUUAAACAUUAUUCUUAAAAUAAUAAUAAUCUUAAUUAUUGCUUAUUUUUCUAUUAUUUACCCAGGUAGACAGGUUGAGUUUUCACCAGGGAUGCAUUUUACACAAACUUUGCUCUUUCAAAAAAAUGUAUGGUUCCCCCCUUACUUCAAAACGGGCCCUAAACUUUUCUAAACCAACCCCAGUAGGGUACUUUUAAUUUCAAAACUGGCAUGCUAAUUAGCCUAUCCUGUCACAUUUUGAUUGCCUAUCAUUUUUAUGCUGGAUUGAAAGUAACAAACUUUCAUUUAGUCACUGCCAUUUAAUACUUUUUUAAUUUCCCCAAUGAGUGAUUUUUAUCUUUUGUUGAUAAUGUCAACACAGUAACUUGUGGGCAAUAAAUAUCCAGUGUUUUUGACUCUGUGUUGUUGAAGCAGGAUGACUGUGGUAGACUGCAGAAUUUAUGUGCUUUCCUAUGUCUAUUAAAACCUCUCCAUGCGUAAAUAGUUUUCCUGUUAAAAGAAAGGCAUUAGGCCAGUGGCCUGUCAAGUCCAGAUGUCUGUGGGAAGCCCACAAGCAGAAACUGAGUGCAUCAGCCCCCUCUUCACUUCUGAUUCCAAGCAAACUGGUAUUCAGAGGCUUACUGCCUCCAGCAGCGAAGGUAGAACACAGCCAUCUCUUCUAACUCCCAUUUCCCUCAGCUCCUUGGUCUUCCUUCUGAUAAAAGUUAGUUUAAGCAAAGGAUCUGCCCAAUCUGCAAAGACAGAUGCAAAGGAUUCAUCCAGCUACUCUGCAAACUCCUUAUCUUAUGCUGAAAAUCAGAAACGAUUUUCUGUUACUCAACAAAAAAUUAAGAGUCACUAUCCUUACUGUGAAUUUCUUCAGUUCUAUCAUAAAGGUAAAGGUAAGGAGACCCCUGACCAUUAGGUCCGUUCGUGGCCGACUCUGGGGUUGCGGCGCUCAUCUCGCUUUAUUGGCUGAGGGAGCCAGUGUAUAGCUUCCGGGUCAUGUGGCCAGCAUGACUAAGCUGCUUCUGGCAAACCAGAGUGGCACAUGGAAACGCCGUUUACCUUCCCGCUGAAGCGGUACCUAUUUAUCUACUUGCACUUCGAUGUGCUUUUGAACUGCUAGGUUGACAGGAGCAGGGACCGAGCAACGGGAGCUCACCCUGUCGCGGGGAUUCGAACCGCCGACCUUCUGAUCGGCAAGCCCUAGGCUCUGUGGUUUAACCCACAGCGCCACCCACGUCCCUUACAGUUCUAUCAUACAGUUCUAUCAUACUUUCCCCUUAAAAACAAGCAGUGCUUGUUACAUAGGGUAGAAUCCAAUGGUGAUUGUCAGCUGCCAGAAGGGAAUUUGUCAGCAGAAAAAUGAGGGAGGCCAUUUUUGGCAAGAACUUCCUCCUGCAGUGACCUAAAUGUGUUCUGGAUUACCCUCUAACCUUCUGGAGUAUAGCAGAUCCCCCCCCUUUUUUUUUGACAAAGUAAAGAGAAGGGGACUCUUUCCUUCCUUCUCUAUUGCCCCUAAUUAUCAGAUUGCAGGAAAGAAGAAGCUGAGGAGGAGAGCAAGUAAUGAUAGAAGAAAUCAGAAGACUACAAACAACCCAGAGAGUGGGGAACCACCUGAGGUCAUCCUGCCCAGGACCCCCUUAAGCAGUAUUGCUGGGCCCAGAUAGGUCUAGGAGCACAACUGUAGUAGAUACAAGAAAAUGAAUGAAUUCUGCCUUAUAUGACCAUUGCAUUUUGACAUAGAGAAGAUGUGUGCCUGCAGUCCCCCAUCUCUUGCUUUCUUUUUUAUUCCCAUCUCUUUCUGAAAACAAAUUUUACAUAGCUCUUUUCUUUGAAAUUCCGUUAGAUAAAACCAAGAGAAGAUCCCAACCUGAUGAUCCUUAUAAUUAUGGGUUGGGAACAAAAGCACGCCAACAGUUUUUAAAUGGCGCUGUUGUUUUUCCAAACCUGUGAGUCGCAUUAUUUGUGUGGAAAAGGAAAUUUGUGCUACCUGCAGAAUGACAAUCCACUGAGAAAUCUUCGCCCCAAGAAGCGAUAAUAUUUGAAAAGUGUAUGCGGUGGCAUAUACUGAAUUAUGGAUAUGAAAUACUGAUAAAAUAUAAAGCGGAUUCAUGUAAAUGCAAAUGAAGUGUGUUCCAGAGGAGUUUGCGAUGGGGGAGAGAAUUGACAGAGGAACGUUAACUCUUUCUCGGGAUGACACUGUUUUGCUUUCUCUCUGACGCGAGUACUUUCAGAAGUGCUUGCAGAGAGAGAACUUGCAUGCUACGUGAAAAUCAUUAAAUCCAGCUCGAAGAUAUAAAGUAGGCUCGAGUUACACAAUGUGCAAACACAUGUGUGAGAGAGAGGCCUUAAUUAUGUAUGCCGUUCAAAUGGGGAAGACGCCCUCCCAAAGGCCUCACUUAUGCAUGUCCACCCUAGAGCCAGUCCUUGUUGUGUCAGGUCACAGCCUUCCAGCAUUAGAUGAAACUGCCUGGUGAAAUGGCUCUUAGCUUUAAAUAGUCUUUUCAGAAGGUGGAAGAGCCCUGGUCUUUGUCCACCUGCCCCACGUUCUUCCUACAGUAAGUUUGAGACACGAGCUAUAAUUUAGAGAGCUGUAAAGCUCAUUUUACAGAAUAAGUUCCAAGUGCCUGGGGGGGGGGGGUUUCCUUAACAUUUUUUUUUAAUCGGUAUGGUAGGUUGCUUCCCAGCUCCCAGAAAAGAUAGGGAACUUUCAAAGUUCACACAUAUUCACUUGGAUACCUUUAAAGUACUCUGUGAAUUCUGUCCCUCUUCAGAGUCCUGGGCAAAAAGCUUGCUAAGCCUGUUAUACAGUCAUCUUUCUUCUUUAGCCUCAUGGUCACCAGAUUCAGUUCUGAUAACCAGACUAGAAGCGACAUUAAAUGCACUUUUAAAAAAUGUGCAGUUUAAAAAAAAAGGGGGGGGGGAGAGAUUUGAACAAGAUUAAGACCACAGUGGGUAAAGAGAGAGAAAUGAAGCCUUUGCUUCUGCUGUGAUUCCAGUGAAAAGCCCCUUCUCCACCCCAGUGAUUGGUCCUGUUGGCCUUAAUAGAAGUUGUUGGCCAAAGCAGUAGCUUGAGGGGUGGGGGUUGUCAUCAGAUUUGUGGCAGGGGGAAAGGGAUUGAAUUCCUCACCUACAAAAAACCCGUGCUGUUCUUCAUCCCCACAGCUAUUUACACUAAUAAAGAUGUGUGUGUUACACAUAAGAAAUGCAUUAAUAUCACACCUGCUUUAGCCCUUACUGUUAAUGCAUGUUAACCACCGAAUCAUAGAAUUGUAGAGUUGGAAGGGACCCAUCCAUGACAGAUGGCCAUCCAGCUUCUGCUUAAAAACUUCCAAGGAAGGCGAGUGCACUACCUCCGAAGGGAGACUGUUGCUGUCAGGAAGUUCUUCCUGAUGUUUAGUCGGAAUCUCCUUUCUUGUCGCUUGAUGCCUCCAGAGCAGGAGAAAACAAGUUUGCUCCAUCUUCCAUGUGAAAGCCCUUUAGAAAUUUGAAGAUCAUGGGGAAGGUUAGGUUUGCUCAUGUGGUAAAACAAACCAAGAAACCAAAAGUCGCCUUCAGUUUGGAUUAUAUCAUUAUUUGGUCAGGGUGUUUGUUCACGGUUGUUGUUUUUUAAAGUGUAUUUGGACAUUGGUUAAGUAAACUGUGGGGCCUUGCAUUCCUACCAUGAUAAUUUACAAUGUGUUGAGUAAAUUGCAUACAAUGUUAAUGUAUUUAUGAAUGAAAAAUGUCAUUUGUUCUUAAUUAAACUGAAAUGAUGGCAUGUCUAACUCCCCCCCCCCCAAUCUUAUCAUUGCUACAGGAAGUCAGCCUCAUCCUUGGAGCUAUAUUGGUAUUUCUGGUGGCAUGUUAUGCUUUCUUUUAUCUUAACCUGUCCGAAGAGGUUGACCUUGAACUGGAUCAAGAUGAAAACUAG